GUAAAACCUUCCUAGUACACGACCUCUCUGGUAGUCUUCUCCCUGAGUUGGAAGAGCAAGGCGCCAUGAGGAGGAAUGACUAUUAUAUCCCUGUAUCCGUUGAGGAGAAGGCAGCUGACUUUGGGAACACUAAGGAUGGUGGUGAUGGCAAAUACAACCGGUAUGACUCCAUCGUAAGUUGUCUUCUCUACAUUGGGAAUUUGUAUUUGUAUUUAUUAGGGAUCCCCAUUAGCUGCUGCCUUGGCACUGCAGCCUUGACUCUUUCUGGGGUCCAAACACAUUAAGGCACUUACAUCACACAUAAAACAAAAUAUAAAACAGUACAUCAUAUAACAUUAUUACACCACUACCUAUCUACAAUACAAAAUGUAUAAUACCACCAUACAACAAUAUUACAAUGUACGUGUGUAGAGUGCGUGUGAUAGCGUGUGUGUGCAUAUGCGUGUGUCUGUACCUAUGUGUAUGUAUCUCUUCACAGUCCCCGCUGUUCCAUAAGGUGUAUUUUUAUCUGUUUUCUAAAUCUGAUUCUACUGCUUUCAUCAGUUACCUGAUGUGGAAUAGAGUUCUAUGUACUCAUGGCUCUAUAUAGUACUGUGUGCCUCCCAUAGUCUGUUCUUGUGAAGAGACCUCUGGUGGCAUGUCUUGUUGGGUAUAAUACAAAAUAAUUUGACAUUUGUUCCUCAAGAUCAAAGCAUUUAAUAAAGUAGUUCAAAGUGUGUAAACAACUGAUGGGCAUAUCUAAUCCUGGGUGGAAUCUUUAUUUUAAUCCUCAUUCAUCAUAUUUACCACACUAAGAUGAAUUUAUGUGUAUAAUGAGUGUAUGUUAAUAACCUAAAACCAUUCAAAAUAAUCUCUUCAGCACUGUUCAACUGGCUUUUGAAGAAAGAAAUGGAGCAAAUAAUGAAUUCUCAUAGGAAGUAGCCCCCAUCUACUGCCCUGUGUUAGCAGUUGUGUAGAAAGUGAAAAAGUCAGAGUUGGUGUUCCUCUCUUGAUGAGGACUACUCUCCUAUCACUGUGAAGAUUGUAUGAGGUCAAACUUGUGGACCUUUCAUUUGGUCAGCGGGUCAUUUGGACAGUAAUUGCAGUCUUGGUCUAUCUAAUCACAGACACACUGGAAUGAUUAAGUGAGCUGAGAUAAGCACUUAAAGCAGGCAAGAAAGGUCAAGUACAUUGGUCGAAACGCCGUCAAUUAAAUCAGUGCGGAAUGCGGAUGUAUUGUUAUGUAUCAAGUGACUGCUAAAACAUACACUGAUGGAUUAUUUUUUUUGUGAGGACCUAUUUCCAGAAUUAGUUUAUGUAUUCAUUAUGAUAUAAAAAUGAUGCAGUAUUGUUGUUCAGCUAUCCUAUAGUGAACUUACGGGUGUUAUGUUCAAACCUCUCCCACAGGACUCUGCUGAUAGUGAAUCGGCAUGAUAGUUAGAUGGCUUAGCACCAGUAGCAAUACAGCUGUAAAGGUUGAUAUGCAAAUGUGUAAGAAGAUAUGCAUGCGUCUCUAGAUUGGGGGGCCUGUGGCUGAGUAAUAACACUCUUGAUAUGCAUGCUAGUUUUGCUCACAGCACAGAAGUUAGGAGGUGGGUGGUUGAAUUAAGGGUACUGGUUCUCUCCGUUCCUGUAUCUGUAACAUGUCGUAAUCACAUCCUUAUUUUCCCUGUGAGGAGUGACCUUUGCUGUGACUUCCUGUUCUGAGGGGGCUGAGGCUUGUCGUCCAGUGGGAUGCUUGUACUGAGAUGUUUCUCCAACGAAUAGGGCUUUUUUUGUCUCUCGAUUAUCAAAUAGGUUUGUUUUCCAUGAGGAAACUACUGUUUGUUCUCAAGGCAUGUUCCAUACAGUAUGUUAUUGAAAAAGCAAUGAAUUUCAAGCAAAUAAUUGCAGAGCAAAUAUUGUGUUUGGGUGUGCCUUACCGGUAGAGAGAAGAUACAGGUGAGGCCAUUCAAACUAGAGUCCUUAAACAAUAUCUACACAAAUGUACUUUGUGUUAAUGCAUACAAUCCAUUUUGAGUUAUUUUAAGGUAAAAAUACUUAUAUCCCUAUUAUAUAUCAAUGUGUAUCAUUAUACCUAACAGUUAUUUUGCAGUAACACAUCUACAGUGGGGAAAAUAAGUAUUUAGUCAGCCACCAAUUGUGCAAGUUCUCCCACUUAAAAAGAUGAGAGAGGCCUGUAAUUUUCAUCAUAGGUACACGUCAACUAUGACAGACAAAUUGAGAAAAAAAAUCCAGAAAAUCACAUUGUAGGAUUUUUUAUGAAUUUAUUUGCAAAUUAUGGUGGAAAAUAAGUAUUUGGUCACCUACAAACAAGCAAGAUUUCUGGCUCUCACAGACCUGUAACUUCUUCUUUAAGAGGCUCCUCUGUCCUCCACUCGUUACCUGUAUUAAUGGCACCUGUUUGAACUUGUUAUCAGUAUAAAAGACACCUGUCCACAACCUCAAACAGUCACACUCCAAACUCCACUAUGGCCAAGACCAAAGAGCUGUCAAAGGACACCAGAAACAAAAUUGUAGACCUGCACCAGGCUGGGAAGACUGAAUCUGCAAUAGGUAAGCAGCUUGGUUUGAAGAAAUCAACUGUGGGAGCAAUUAUUAGGAAAUGGAAGACAUACAAGACCACUGAUAAUCUCCCUCGAUCUGGGGCUCCACGCAAGAUCUCACCCCGUGGGGUCAAAAUGAUCACAAGAACGGUGAGCAAAAAUCCCAGAACCACACGGGGGGACCUAGUGAAUGACCUGCAGAGAGCUGGGACCAAAGUAACAAAGCCUACCAUCAGUAACACACUACGCCGCCAGGGACUCAAAUCCUGCAGUGCGAGACAUGUCCAACUGCUUAAGCCAGUACAUGUCCAGGCCCGUCUGAAGUUUGCUAGAGUGCAUUUGGAUGAUCCAGAAGAGGAUUGGGAGAAUGUCAUAUGGUCAGAUGAAACCAAAAUAUAACUUUUUGGUAAAAACUCAACUCGUCGUGUUUGGAGGACAAAGAAUGCUGAGUUGCAUCCAAAGAACACCACACCUAUUGUGAAGCAUGGGGGUGGAAACAUCAUGCUUUGGGGAUGUUUUUCUGCAAAAGGACCAGGACGACUGAUCCGUGUAAAGGAAAGAAUGAAUGGGGCCAUGUAUCAUGAGAUUUUGAGUGAAAACCUCCUUCCAUCAGCAAGGGCAUUGAAGAUGAAACGUUGCUGGGUCUUUCAGCAUGACAAUGAUCCCAAACACACCGCCCGGGCAACGAAGGAGUGGCUUCGUAAGAAGCAUUUCAAGGUCCUGGAGUGGCCUAGCCAGUCUACAGAUCUCAACCCCAUAGAAAAUCUUUGGAGGGAGAUUGAAAGUCUGUGUUGCCCAGCGACAGCCCCAAAACAUCACUGCUCUAGAGGAGAUCUGCAUGGAGGAAUGGGCCAAAACACCAGCAACAGUGUGUGAAAACCUUGUGAAGACUUACAGAAAACGUUUGACCUGUGUCAUUGCCAACAAAGGGUAUAUAACAAAGUAUUGAGAAACUUUUGUUAUUGACCAAAUACUUAUUUUCCACCAUAAUUUGCAAAUUAAUUAAUUAAAAAUCCUAUAAUGUGAUUUUCUGGAUUUUAUUUUCUCAUUUUGUCUGUCAUAGUUGACGUGUACCUAUGAUGGAAAUUACAGGCCUCUCUCAUCUUUUUAAGUGGGAGAACUUGCACAAUUGGUGGCUGACUAAAUACUUUUUUUCCCCACUGUAUAUAGCACAAGGGGAAAAUAUUUGUGCUUAAUAUAUAAAUGUGUAAACAUGACGGAAUAGCAUUGUAUUCAUGAACCCUUCCCCGCAGAGAAGGAUUAUUUCAGAGUCAAAGUUGUGGUGUUUGUUUAUAACAGACUAUAUGGCACACAUUUAGCUUUUCAUAUAUCAGCUGUAAUAAGAUGCAGUACAUUUUAUUUGACAAGGUCAUGAGUUCGAUGUGGACAAGUGCAGUACAUUUUUGAAAGAUGAAAAACAAUACAUGCGUCAUUUACACAAUCCUCAUCUGUAAAACAAACAUAUUUUUGACUCUGUAAAUGGGGACAAUUUGAACUACAACAUUUAUCAUUUAUUAUCCCUUUGGGUCGGGGGCCUCGCUGGGCCGGUGGCUCGGGGUGGGAGGGGUCGAGUGCACCCUUUGACAGGGGUGGCCUUGGGGAACUCCGAUCUGCCCUGUUUGUUUGCAUUUUUAGAUAUAAUUUUUAGAUGUAUGUUUUGAUGUUUUUGUUUUGUGAUGUGUAUUAUACAAAAACUACAAUAUUCCAUUUAAUUUAAAGCCUUACUUCAAUUUGCUGCCAAAUCCCAUUUCACACUAUAACAAAUCGUGUAUUUACGGAUAAUGAAGCAAUAAUGUUUUUAGGUCACAGGCUAAGACAAACACCAGUCUCUUUGUUACCAUAUGUUCCUCUAUGAGUCGUACUGUCAAAUAGUGUAUAAUUGAUUUGGUCACUGGUCUUCAGGUACUGUAUGUCCUCAUGAGUUGGAUUAGGACAUGUAGUAUUAUGAGAAAGUCUAACGUAAUGUGUUGCAGGUGCAAAUACUAUUUUGUCAUCUUUUGAGGGGCAUCAUUUAAUCUCUACAGAAUGAUUAAAUUCCCCCUCCAUGAAGAAGGCAGUAGCAGAGAUGGGGUUGAGUGCACUGAUUUAUCACGGUGGAGAGGGGGGAUUUGACUAGCCACAUGGCUUAAGCUUUUGCAAUUUAAAAGAUAAACAAAUGUGCAAACAACAAAUUCUCACAGGCUAGAAUUACACAUGCCUUGUCCUCAUGAUCUGCCAACAUGUCUCCAUUAAAAACUACAAUCCCCUUUCUCUCUCUUCUCAGCACUUGAACUCCCUCAAGUCAGAUGAGGCAGCCUCAGGCCCAAGGCAGGGGCCUACAUUCCAGGAUGGCCAGCGGCGGGUGGACUAUGUUCUCACAUAUCAUGUCCAGAAACCCCAGAGUGUUCGCCGCAAGACAUCCCGCUUUGCAGAUUACCGCAUCCUCAGGAGCCUGCGCCGCAGUCUGAGCAUGAUGAGAAGUCGGGACACACCACCACCCAAAGAAGACCCUGAGAUUGCUGCCUACAAGCAUCGCCUUGACUACCAUGAGGAUGACAAGCGCUUCUGCCAGAAUGAGUUUGAGGAUAACCUUCGGGAGAUGGGUCUGGAGCUAGAAAAGGAUGAGGGGGUGAGUUAGUGGCCUUCGACUGUGUCUUUUCCCCACACUUUGGAAAAACUCAACAGUAGAACAUCUCAAGAGGUCUUUUUGGAAUAACCUAGCAAUUAGACACCCUAACCUAACUGAUACCAAAAAUGUUGAUCGAACUAUUCUGUAGUAGACUCUGGGGUAGUAUUCAAGCCCUGGUGUGGUGGUGCAUUUAGCCUAGUCAGGUUGUUCCAUUGAACACGACUUAAUUCUCCAUUCCUCCUCCUAAUAUUGACUGGUUGACAUUUGUCCAUCUAUUGUUCAUGUAGCGAUUGUAUCAUCUAUCUUCAUACUGGAACAAAGCACAUUGACCUGCCUCUUGCAGUGAGGGUUUCCUGUGUUCAGUUAUGAUUUUUCAAAUCUACAAUAGCCCUGUAUUCGUCAAGUUAUUGAUCUUCACCAAAUAUACAGCACCAGUCAAAAGUUUGGACACACCUACUCAUUCCAGGGUUUUUCUUUAUUUUUACUAUUUUCUACAUUGUAGAAUAAUAGUGACGACAUCAGAACUAUGAAAUAACACAUAUGGAAUCAUGUAGUAACCAAAAAAGUGUUAACCAAAUGAAAAUAUAUUUUAUAUUUGAGAUUCUUCAAAGUAGCCACCCUUUGCCUUGAUGACAGCUUUGCACAUGCUUGGCAUUCUCUCAACCAGCUUCAUGAGGUAGUCAACUGGAAUGCAUUUCAAUUAACAGGUGUGCCUUGUUAAUUUGUGUAAUUUCAAGAGUUCAAGGAACAGACACAUCUCAACAUCAACUGUUCAGAGGAGACUGCUUGAAUCAGGCCUUCAUGGUCGAAUUGCUGCAUAGAAACCACUACUAAAGGACACCAAUAAUAAGAAGAGACCUGCUUGGGCCAAGAAACACGAGCAAUAGACAUUAGACUGGUGGAGAUCUGUCCUUUGGUCUGAUGAGUCCAAAUUUGAGAUUUUUGGUUCCAACUGCCGUGUCUUUGUGAGACGCAGAGUAGGUGAACAGAUGAUCUCCGCAUGUGUGGUUCCCACCAUGAAGCAUGGAGGAGGAGGUGUGACGGUAUGGGAGUGCUUUGCUUGUGACACUGUCUGUGCUUUAUUUAGAAUUCAAGGCACACUUAACCAGCAUGGCUACCACAGCAUUCUGCAGCGAUAAGCCAUCCCAUCUGGUUUGCACUUAGUAGGACUAUAUCAUUUGUUUUUCAACAGGACAAUGACCUUACACACCUACAGGCUGUGUAAGGGCUAUUUGACCAAGAAGGAAAGUGAUGGAGUGCUGCAUCAGAUGACCUGGCCUCCACAAUUGUCACGACCGUCAGGGUAAGGAGUAGACCAAGGCGCAGCGUUGCAGGCAAACAUACUCUUUAAUGAGCGAAAACACGAUCAAAACAAACAAAGACGGUAACGUGACAGUUCACGGUGAAACUAAACCAACUAGAAACAAGAACCCACAAAACCAAAGGAAAAACCGACAGAUUAAAUAUGGCUCCCAAUCAGAGACAACCAGCAAACAGCUGACACUCGUUGCCUCUGAUUGGGAGUCACUCAGGCCAACACAGAAAUACGGAACAUAGAUCUACACACCCUGGCUCAACAUAACAGUGUCCCCAGAGCCAGGGCGUGACAGUACCCCCCCCUAAAGGCGCGGACUCCGACCGAGCCAACUAAAUACCACAGGGGAGGGACCGGGUGGGCACUCCGCCUUGGCGGCGGAUCCGGCUCUGGACCCGAUCCCCACUUCCUCUCCAACCCCCCAAAGUACCCCUGGUCCUGUCUAGCCCCGCUGGCCGGAGCCGGACUGACGACAUGCAUCCCUGGCUUGGUGCGUGGAACAGGAACGGACCGGACCGGGCUGACGAUGCGCACCCCUGGCUUGGUGCGUGGAGUAGCAACUGGCCGGACCGGGCUGACGAUACACACCCCUGGCUUGGUGCGUGGAGCAGGAAUGGACCGGACCGGGCUAACGAUGCGCACCCCUGGCUUGGUGCGUGGAGUAGCAACUGGCCGGACCGGGCUGACGAUACGCACCCCUGGCUUGGUGCGUGGAGCAGGAAUGGGCCGGACUGGGCUGGCGACGCGCACCACAGACUUGGUGCAGAGAGCAGAAACGAGCCGGACAGGGCUGACGAAACGCACCACAGACUUGGUGCGGGGAGCAGGAACAGGCCGGACCGGGCUGGCGACGCGCACCACAGGUUUGGUGCGGGGAGCAGGAACAGGCCGGGCCGGGCUGGCGACGCGCACCACAGACUUGGUGCGGAGAGCAGGAACGGGCCGGACAGGGCUGACGAAACGCACCACAGACUUGGUGUGGGGAGCAGGAACAGGCCGGACCGGGCUGGCGACGCGCACCACAGGUUUGGUGCAGGGAGCAGGAACAGGCCGGGCCGGGCUGGCGACGCGCACCAUAGGCUCGGUGCGGGAAGCAGGAACAGGCCGGGCCGGGCUGACGACACGCACCACAGGCUCGAUGCGAGGAACAGGAACAGGCCGGACCGUACUGGGGACACACACCACUGGCCCUACGCAGGGAUCAGGAACGGGCCGGACCGGACUGGUAACACACCCCAGUACCUCUCGCCGUGCCUCCACACUUUCCCUCUCCUCUGUGACCAGUGGCCCCCUUAACCUGGCGGCCUCCUCUGCACACCCGCUGGACCGCUCCAUCGCGGCCUCCUGCUGCCCCGUCGUCCACGUCGUGAGCCCCCCCCUAAAAAUUUUCUGGGGUUCUCUCCUCCCCGUGGACCAGGCCUCCCUAGUUCUCGCCAGACUCUCACUCUUCUGCUUCCAACUCCCGCUAUUCAGCUCCUCAAUUGGCUUGACCCAGUCGAAACUCUUAAUCCAUUGCUCCAUAGACCAGCCUCUCUUCUCUUCACUUAGCGGGGCCCAGUCGAAACUCCUACUCCACUGAUCCCAGGUCCUUCCUCUCUCCUCUUCACGCUGCUUGGUCCAGUUUAGGUGGGUUCUUCUGUCACGACCGUCAGGGUAAGGAGUAGACCAAGGCGCAGCGUUGCAGGCAAACAUACUCUUUAAUGAGCGAAAACACGAUCAAAACAAACAAAGACGGUAACGUGACAGUUCACGGUGAAACUAAACCAACUAGAAACAAGAACCCACAAAACCAAAGGAAAAACCGACAGAUUAAAUAUGGCUCCCAAUCAGAGACAACCAGCAAACAGCUGACACUCGUUGCCUCUGAUUGGGAGUCACUCAGGCCAACGCAGAAAUACGGAACAUAGAUCUACACACCCUGGCUCAACAUAACAGUGUCCCCAGAGCCAGGGCGUGACAACAAUCACUUGACCUCAACCCAAUUGAGAUGGUUUGGGAUGAGUUGGACCGCAGAGUGAAGGAAAGCAGCCAACAAGUGCUCAGCAUAUGUGGGAACUCCUUCAAGACUGUUGGAAAAGCAUUCCAGGUGAAGCUGGUUGAGAGAAUGCCAAGAGUGUGCAAAGCUGUCAUCAAGGCAAAGGGUGGCUACUUUGAAGAAUCUCAAAUAGAAAAUAUAUUUUGAUUUGUUUAACACUUUUUUGGUUACUACAUGAUUCCAUAUGUGUUAUUUCAUAGUUUUGAUGUCUUCACUAUUAUCCUACAAUGUAGAAAAUAGUAAAAAAUAAAUAAAAACCCUUGAAUGAGUAGGUGUCCAAACCUUUGACUGGUACUGUAUAUCUGAUAAGAAAGGACAGCAUGUGUAAUAUAUUUUCUCUACAAUGGGAGUAAUUAUUUUCAGCCUUACAUGCAAAAAGAGGCCUAAUGUCAUAGGUUAUUACAUACACCAUAGAGAGUGGCUAUUGACCCAUUAAUCAUUACUCAUUUAUCAUAAAUCAUUACAUUGAUCAAGACACAAGAUACAUUGUGUCUCCUAUUCAGAUUGAAAUACCUUUACAGUAUAAAACAUGUUUGGGAUUUAAAAACCAUGGGAAAUUGCCCUGUAUGAAAGACUAAUGGUAAGGCCAUAGUUCCUAACCACUCCAUUUUGCUAAACAAUACUGAAACCACUUAAGUAAAGAUUUGACAUGUCUUUCCUGUUCUAUAUUUUAUUGUUUAUGUGUUUCGUAGUGUCUGUUACGUGACAUUUUGGCAGAAAAAUGGUAGGAGGCAUGUGGUUCUGUGGGAGUUGGGUUCCCAUUGCAUGCAUGAAGAGGUCUCCUACCGUUUAGUGAUUGUUGCUCACAAGGGAGAACUUUUGUUUUGAGUGAUAUUAAGGCAAAUCCAAAAUGAUUUCAUACUUGUUCACAACAUCCUUAUGCUUUGUUGAGUAAGUCUGUACAUAGUGUAUUCAACACUACUUGUUUUCUUUUAUUAACUUACUUUGUCCAUGAAUGAGGGUUGUUUGUGGAUAAUCGAACCAGAGCCCAAAAAUAGAAGGGCUCUGCUUGAUAUUGCUGUGGAAAGUGUAGUCUGCCACAGUGUUCUCAACAGACAGGGCCAGGACCCUGAAGUGGGCUGGGAGGUGUGAGGAAGUGGGUCAGGAGCAUAUGAGAGGGACUUACAUAACGACAGUUGUUUUUUAUAGAGGAGAUUGUGGAGAGAGAACAUUAGUCCGAUAUAUUUGACUAUGAGACAUUGUUUUCUUUUCAAGUGGAUACAGCCUUUGGCUGACUCUAACCGACAACAAUCCUUUCUACUGUAGCAUUGCGACUUUUUUGCAGUUGCCAUGCUGCAGUAGCAUUGCUGUGCCUUGGAGAGACUGAUUAGUCCUUAGAGAUGUGAAGGUAGCUUUAUUCUAGAGACGUAUAUAUCAUGCAGAUAAAACAGGGGAAAAUUAUUUCAGCACACGUAAAAUUUCCAUGCAAACCUUUUGCCUUAUUUAUAAAAAAUUCAACACAACAUUCUCUGUUUUCUAGAACAAAAUCCCGGGAAUUGGCUUCCUGAAGAUCCAUGCUCCCUGGAAUGUGCUCUGUCGGGAGGCAGAAUUCAUGAAGCUCAAGAUGCCCACCAAAAAGGUAUGAUCUGCCUUUAGAUGAAUCACUGUGGAUCUCUGGUCAGUUUCUAUGGGAGGCCUGCAUCCCAACAAGCUUCCCCCUAAAGUCAGGACAACGAAGUCCCUGCCCAACUUCCGAAAACGUCUAAAACCCUAUUUCUUUGAAGGGUGACUUAAAGAACUCUCACAGUGCCCCGACGCCUCCCCCCAAAAAAGAAAAAAAUUCACUUUUCUUGUUCUACUAGCACUGAUGUUGCUGAUAAACACAUUGUUGAGGGAACAUGUUCUUGAUAAGAUUGUGAUGGGUUGUUGUCUCACCUAGCUAUCAUAAGAUGAAUGCACUAAUUGUAUGUCGCUCUGGAUAAGAGCGUCUGCUAAAUGACUAAAAUGUAAAUGAUAUAAGAAUUAUGUAACUAAAAGCCUUUCAUGCACUCAUUUCUCAACAUGUUUUCUUCCUGUUUUCCCUUUCUCUUCAGGUGUACGAGGUCAAACAGGGAAGUGAUGUGGUGGAGAGGAUCAAUCUGUUCAUCCACAAAGUGACUGCACCACUUCAUCCUAAAGUGGAGCCGAAUAGACCCCAAAAUGUGAAGCAUCUCUCCCACCCUUUCUCCAGGGAAAAGCAGCACCUGUGAGUAUAGUAGUAGCACUGAGACAUGUGGCAUUGAACAUUAAGCACAUUCUGACGUGAUCAACUUUGCGGAGCUCAAAGGUUAAUGGGUGUACUUCCUGUACUAUGGAUGUGAGAAAUUCAACGUGGCUUGAAAUGUGUGUCAUGCAAUAAGGAAGAUAUAUAUUUGCAAUGCAAGACAUGGGUACAAUGCUACAGUAUAGCUAUUGCAAUCAUUACAGUAGGGGCCUCCUGAGUGGCGCAGCGGUCUAAGGCGCCACUACAGCCUGGGUUUCGAUCCCAGGCUCUGUCACAGCCGGCCGUGACUGGGAGGCCCAUAGGGCGGCGCACAAUUGGCCCAGCAUUGUCCGGAUUAGGGGAGGGUUUGGCCAGGGGCUUUCCUUCGCUCAUCGCACUCUAGCGACUCCUUGUGGCAGGCCGGGCAUCUGCAAGCUGACUUCGGUCAUCAGUUGUACUGUGUUUCCUCCAACACAUUGGUGCGGCUGGCUUCAGGGUUAAGGUGAGCAUUGUGUUAAGAAGUGGCUUGGUGGAUCACGUUUCGGAGGACGCAUUACUCGACCUUCGCCUCUCCUGAGCCUGUUGGGGAGUUGCAGUGAUAAGACAAGAUCGUAACUACCAAUUGGAUAUCACGAAAUUGGAGAGAAAAUGGCGUUAUUAACACUAGAACCACUAGAACCACUAAAGCAGUCAUUUUGACUGCUCAUGAAUUUAAAACAAUUAUUACUCUGCCAUUUUUUAAGUCUUGUCCCCCUCCGUCCUUGACUUUUCCUAAAUAAGUCUAUAUAACACGCUAAAUGACUAAAAUGUAAAUGUACCGUUGUUAGAAUCUUAAUAUGAAAAACAGAACUGGAGUUAUAACCAGUUUGAUGUUUUUCCCCCGUUGUUCCUCCUUUUCACAAUAGUAGGGCCUGCUCAGCUUCUUCUCCCAACAGUGAAAUGUGCCGUGCCCAGUUUAUAAUUACACCAAUAAUUGCCUCGAAACUAAUUUCACACAUAUAACAACAGAUGAAAUAAAUUAAGAAUGUAUGAUUGGGAGGAUGGGUGUGUUGACAAGCGAAGGGAAGCGAACAAUGCAUAAUUAUGCAAUCACCAAUUAUGAAUGAAGAACAGGGCGGCCCAUUCAAUUGUAUUAGUAUGUUCUAAUUAUAAACUCAAAAUGUUAUGUACCCUAUUUCAGUCCACCAAAUCUAAGCAGGUUUAUCAGUCUACUCUGGCCUACUUGGAGUACACAGUGAGAGCGUGCGUAAUUUACAAUGGCAAGAAGACCAAGACGAAUGGAUGCACAUGCUGUGUUAGCGAUGCUACAAGAUCCAAAUGAAAAUGACUGAUGGCGGGGAAGAAAUUGAUCAUGACAGCUCUGAUUAUUCUUCUGAUUCUGAGCCUCAGCCUGAAUAACCUACACCUUCUAGGCUUAAGCACAAAAAAGCCAGAAUGAUAGGCACUGCGUAGGUUCCCCCGCCACUACCAAAUGAAACAGUGAGACAGGAGAGUAAAAGAAAGAGUAUUCUGUUACCUUAGACCUUCAUAAACACAACCAAAUGAUAAUUUUUGCAAUAGCAUAUAUGAAAUAUAUUAAUUACCCUCAAGAAUUUCCCUGUAUUUAGCGCCAUCCAUCAUUCCUUCAAUUCUGACCAGUUUCCCAGUCCCUGCCGAUGGGGAAAAACAUCUCCACAGCAUGAUGCUGCCACCACUAUGCUUCACUGGGGGGAUGGUGUUCUCAGGGUGAUGAGAGGUGUUGGGUUUGCGCCAGACAUAGCGUUUUCCUUGAUGGCCAAAAAGCUCAAUUUUAGUCUCAUCUGACCAGAGUACUUUCUUCCAUAUGUUUGGGGAGUCUCCCACAUGCCUUUUGGCGAACACCAAAUGUGUUUACUUUUUUUUUUUCUUUAAGCAAUGGCUUUUUUCUGGCCACUCUUCCGUAAAGCCCAGCUCUGUGGAGUGUAUGGCUUAAAGUAGUCCUAUGGACAGAUACUCCAAUCUCCGCUGUGGAGCUUUGCAGCUCCUUCAGGGUUAUCUUUGGUCUCUUUGUUGCCUCUGAUGAAUGCCCUCCUUGCCCGGUCUGUGAGUUUUGGUGGGCGGCCCUCUCUUGGCAGGUUUGUUGUAGUGCCAUAUUCUUUCAAUUUUUUAAUAAUGGAUUUAAUGGUGCUCCGUGGGAUGUUCAAAGUUUCGGAUAUUUUUGUAUAACCCAACCCUGAUCUGUACUUCUCCACAACUUUGUCCCUGACCUAUUUGGAGAGCUCCUUGAUCUUCAUGGUGCCGCUUGCUUGGUGGUGCCCCUUGCUUAGUGGUGUUGCAGACUCUGGGGCCUUUCAGAACAUGUGUAUAUGUACUGAGAUCAUGUGACGGAUCAUGUGACACUUAGGUUGCACACAGGUGGACUUUAUUUAACUAAUUAUGUGACUUCUGAAGGUAAUUGGUUGCACCAGAUCUUAUUUAGGGGCUUCAUAGCAAAGGGGGUGAAUAUAUAUGCACGCACCACUUUUCCGUUAUUUAUUUUUUAGAAUUUAUUUAAACAAGUUAUUUUUUUCAUUUCACUUCACCAAUUUGGACUAUUUUGUCCAUUUAGAUAAAUCCAAAUAAAAAUCCAUUGAAAUUACAGGUUGUAAUGCAACAAAAUAGGAAAAACGCCAACGGGGAUGAAUACUUUGCAAGGCACUAAAUGUGCAGAAGAUGUGAUUAUGUAUGAAUGAUACAGGCUGCUACCUAUAAUUAUUAAUCUCAGUAGGUGCAUUUCCCCAUAAUGUGAUAUGGCCCUCUUCUACCCCCGCAGUCUUUGCCAGUCUUGAGCUUUUUUUCAUGGCUAAUGUCCCCACUGUGCCCUACGGUAAUAAUGUAGAGGUGCAAUCAACAGGCACAAAAUCUGAACCAAGAUGUUUGUAAUACUACGAUUCAAUAUUAUUUUUAAACAGAGACUUAUCCUCUAAUGUUCAGGGAAUAGCUAAUCCGCAUUUGGAUGUUAGAAUAUUAUGUAUUGUGAAAAGCACAAUAUUAUAAUGUGUUUUGAGCUAUGUUUUAUUCAAGAGAGUGGGCAUAGAGGUUACAGGCUAUUUUGAGCUCCUGACUCUCAAUGAACAUUGUGUAGGCCAGGCUGCUGACUAACACUAGCUACCAAGACAUGUUGCAACCAUAUUCUCCCUGUAACCACCUUGUAUUGUAUGUCUGGUCUAACUAAUGACAAUAUGUGUAUGACAUCUUGGCCACAAAAAAAACAUUGCUGUCCACGUACAGUACCUACAAAACUGAUAUGAUACAGUGCCUUGCAAAAGUAUUCCCCCCCCUUGGCGUUUUUCUUAUUUUGUUGCAUUACAACCUGUAAUUUAAAUGGAUUUUUAUUUGGAUUUCAUGAAAUGGACAUACACAAAAUAGUCAAAAUUGGUGAAGUAAAAUGAAAAAAGUGGUGGGUGCAUAUGUAUUCACCCCCUUUGCUAUGAAGCCCCUAAAUAAGAUCUGGUGCAACCAAUUACCUUCAGAAGUCACAUAAUUAGUUGAAUAAAGUCCACCUGUGUGCAAUAUGUGUCACAUGAUCUGUCACAUGAUCUCAGUGUAUAUAUACACCUGUUCUGAAAGGCCCCAGAGUCUGCAACACCACUAAGCAAGGGGCACCACCAAGCAAGGGGCACCACCAAGCAAGCGGCACCAUGAAGACCAAGGAGCUCUCCAAACAGGUCAGGGACAAAGUUGUGGAGAAGUACAGAGAUAUCUGAAACUUUGAACAUCCCACGGAGCACCAUGAAAAUCCAUUAUUAAAAAAUGGAAAGAAUAUGGCACCACAACAAACCUGCCAAGAGAGGGCCGCCCACCAAAACUCACGGACCAGGCAAGCAGGGCAUUCAUCAGAGAGCCAACAAAGAGACCAAACAUAACCCUGAAGGAGCUGCAAAGCUCCACAGCGGAGAUUGGAGUAUCUGUCAAUAGGACCACUUUAAGCCAUACACUCCACAGAGCUGGGCUUUACGGAAGAGUGGCCAGAAAAAAGCCAUUGCUUAAAGAAAAUAAUAAUAAUAACACGUUUGGUGUUCGCUAAAAGGCAUGUGGGAGACUCCCCAAACAUAUGGAAGAAGGUACUCUGGUCAGAUGAGACUAAAAUUGAGCUUUUUGGCCAUCAAGGAAAACGCUAUGUCUGGCGCAAACCAUCGGCAGGGACUGGGAAACUGGUCAGAAUUGAAGGAAUGAUGGAUGGCGCUAAAUACAGGAAAAUUCUUGAGGGAAACCUGUUUCAGUCUUCCAGAGAUUUGAGACUGGGACGGAGGUUCACCUUCCAGCAGGACAAUGGCCCUAAACAUACUGCUAAAGCAACACUCGAGUGGUUUAAGGGGAAACAUUUAAAUGUCUUGGAAUGGCCUCGCCAAAGCCCAGACCUCAAUCCAAUUGAGAAUCUGUGGUAUGACUUAAAAAUUGCUGUACACCAGCGGAACCCAUCCAACUUGAAGGAGCUGGAGCAGUUUCGCCUUAAAAUGUCUAGUUGCUAGAUGUGCCAAGCUUAUAGAGACACACCCCAAGAGACUUGCAGCUGUAAUUGCAAAAGGUGGCUCUACAAAGUAUUUCGUUUUUUUGUCUUAUUUCUUGUUUGUUUCACAAUAAAAUUGUUUUGCAUCUUCAAAGUGUUAGGCAUGAUGUGUAAAUCAAAUGAUACAAACCCCCCAAAAAUCAAUUUUAAUUCCAGGUUGUAAGGCAACAAAAUAGGAAAAAUGCAGAGGGGGAUGAAUACUUUCGCAAGCCACUGUAUGUCUGCAUGGAACACCAACAUACUUUCUCCUGGUUGAGUACAUUGCCCUUUAAAUAAACCCCUGACAAAAGGCUCCUCUGUCUUCUGUAUUAACAGGUUUGAUCUCUCAGACAGAGAGUCUUUCUUCGACAGCAAAACCAGGGCCUCAAUAGUAAGUACUAUAGAUUUGCUUGAAUGAUGGACAAGACAAUAAAAAGCUCUUCACACCACAAGUAAAUUUAUGAUUUGUUAAUGUAAUUCACUUUUCAUUGGAUUUUUUCUCAAUCAGCAUAGAUUGCUCCCAGUGGAGAUGGUGUGGAACUUUACCACUUAACAGAAACAUCAAUACUGAGCUAUAAUGACUUUGGAGAUCGCUGUGAAGCUUGAAAACAACUUGUCCAUCAAUGCAUUUAGAGUUGUUCAUUAAUGGCCAGGAGUUGAAUUUUAAAGAGGUCAAUUUCUUAACAUUCAUGGCACAAGACAGGAUUUCUGCCCUAUUUGGAUGUGAUGAUUACCUGAGUUCAUCUUAAUAGAUUGCAGAAGUAUUUUUUUUAAUUUUCAUGUUAUUUACCCAUUUAGGUAUAUGAAGUGUUGAAACGUACAAGAUGCACUAAAGCCAAAUACACCAUGGGUAAGCCAAGCCAUGUCCCCUCUCUCUUAGGGAUAUUAUUAUUCAUUCUGAUCCUUUAGGGGUGUAAAUGACAUCUGUCUUAUUAUCCCAGUAAAAUACCUUUAUAGACAGCACUAUAUGUAGGAUGCUAUAGUAGAAUAUUAUUGCUAUUGUGUGCCUUCUGUUUGAUAGUAAAUUUGAUCUCUUGAAAAUGAUGUUUACAGGAAUCACCAGUCUCCUUGGCAAUGGUGUUUACACUGCUGCGUACCCUCUUCACGAUGUGAGUAUAUUACCACACAUAUCAAUACCCAUGCAAAGCCAGGCGCUUUGUGACCAGACAACACUCAUUGUGUCAUUACUUGUCUUGCAGGGGGAUGUUGACGGCGUGGGGGCGGAGGCCAAUGACAGAAAGGUGAGACGAGCAAAUCAUUGGUCAUGUCAAUAAGCAAUCAAUGAAACCACAAACUAAUCCGUUAUUUGUGUCACUGUUAGCGAUUAUCAUAAACCAUUUUAUUUUUGUGAGGACAGGAAUGUCUUGUCGAUAGUGACCGAGCAUAUUGAAAAGGUUAAAGCACAGAAUUCAAACGCUAUCUAAACGCAAGCCCUUAGCAGCGAUGGAGAGGAAAAGCCCCUUUUGGCUUAGAGAAUAAUUAUACUGUAUGUAUUGAAAGUGUCACCACGGCAACAGGCUUAAUCCCUUUUCACCAUCCUCAAGCAUUGUAUGACAAUCAGUCUGGUCGAAUCUAAGCGAUUUAAGCCCAGAGCAAAGAAAAUCCUAAAGCCUCAGAGAAAUACUCAAUAUCCAAGCUGCCGUAUGGCAGUGGUAUGUUUUUUUCCCACCCAUGUGCUGUAGUCCGGUGCACAGAGCAAAUUGAAUGCUCACAGAAAUUACUUAUGUUCUUGAGAUGACGGCAUGAUCACAUUUCAGAGUUGAUGUCGUUAUGAGUUGUACCAUGGUUUGUUGUUUUUCCAGUCCUGUGUUCUUUUACGCUGGUCUAUGAUGAGUCACAGGCAUCACUAAUUUAUCUUGCAAAGUGGGCGCUCUGUUUGGGAACAGACAGGGCCAUUGGGGCGGAGGAUAGUAACCUACUGAAGCUCUGUUUGGUGCUGUGCCAUUGGGACUACUGUUCAGUAAAAAUAUAAUAUUUGUGAGGCUCUGAUGGCAGGACCCCUGGGUGCCCAUUUCCCUGCCUGAGAGCGAUGGCAUUUUAUUAGUGAAACCUCGUCUGACAGGCAGAGGAGUGCAACAUGAGACCAACAGUGAAAUUCACUUAUAUAAUUUCAUGUAGAUGCACGUUAGCAACUAAUGAUGAGCAAUAUAAGAGUCGUCUAAAUAACAUUUGAUGCUCAAGGAUGACCUUGAGCUUGAACCGCCUACUGUCAGACGACACAGACCACAGAAUCUGGGCCUGAAGUAUGGAAGUCCAGAGAGGACAUAUUAAUACAAAUAAUUCCCUCGUUAUCGAGAUCACAACUUAUUUAUAUCAUGAUCACGACAUAACAAAAGUUGUCUUGUCGAGAUCACAAGAUAAACUCUAUAAAUAGGAGUGGACGUAAUGAUGCUGGAUUGUCAGUAUGGCUGAGGCGGCAGAGCCCACAGUGGAUCAGCGCGUACGUUUCUAUUGAUUUAUACACUAAGGGAUGGUACAUUUCAUGCUAACAUCAUGCUUUCAUUUGUGUUUGGAGCUCAUUAUCAGUUUCUAAGUUAGAAUGUUAGCAAGCUAAAUGUCCCUUACCUUGAGCUAAGAGCUUCUGAACUCGUGGGGCAUUUAAGCCCUGAACGAUGCCUGAAAGGCAGCACUGUCUCCGAGGCUGUGCGCCACCCCAAUGACCACAGCCAAUCGCAUGCAAGCAACAACGCAACUAACUUGCCUACUCUUGUGAGUGAGCGCGUGAGCUACCUAGGUAGUCUUGUUAGCUAGCUUGUUAUCCAUGCUGGUUGUUGCUUGCAUAACUGAUAUGUGUAUAAUUGUAAGGGACACUUCAUGUUAUAUGGAUAAUUUAAGUUUACAGAGUGGGUGAGCUCUAUUCCUGACAGGCUGAUCAGAUUCGAAAGCAGCCUCAGAGGCUGAUAAGUGAGGAUGCUGCCUUGUAUGCUGUCUGCAAGGAGCCUUACAUAUGAAACAGCCUACAAAGCAGCAUCCUGGCUUAUCGGCCUCUGACGCUGCUAUUGAAUGAUCAGCCUGCCAGGAAAAGAGCUCAACCCCUGGAUCAGAUAUGCAUCUGCCUAUAAAGCAUUUUGACAGAUAAUCUGCCUAAAAGGAGCCUUACUUAUGAAACAGCCUACAAGGCAGCAUCCUGACUUACCAACCUCUGAAGCUGAAAUUGAAUGUGAUCAGCCUGUCAGGAAUGGAGCUCACUCACUGUACAUUUUUUAAUAUUAACACAAAACAUGUGUCCCUCAUACACCUAUCAGUAAUGCAAGUUAACAACCAGCACAGAUAACAAGCUAGCUUGCUAGCUAACAAGACUAGCCAAGUUAGCUGCGUUGUUCCUUGCAUGCGACUGGCUGGGGUCUUGGGGGCGGCACACAGCCUGGGAGACAAGGCUACCUGUCAGGCAUUGUUCAGGGCUUAAAUGCCCUGCAUUGCAAUCAACGCAGCCACAGAGCUCCUUGAUGAGGUGGUUAUUGUGCAUCUGAACAAAUGAAUGGAUGAUGCGGGGUACUUUUAUCUCGUGAUCUCGACAAAACAACUUUUGUUAUGUAGUGAUCAUGAGAUAAAUAAGUUGUGAUCUCCACAUAGAGGGACAUUUUUAUUUUGUAUUCAUAUAUCCUCUCUGGACUUCCGUACUUAAGGGUUUACCUUAAGGAAUAAUUUUCCCUUACCUAAGGGAAUUGUUUAACCUUUUACUGCAGUGGGCUAAAUCAGGGUCACGGAGUGUUUCUUGGUAGUCUUAAACAAAUAUACUUUGAAACAAAGGUAUGCACCUCACACACAUGGUUAUGGACUUUAAAAAAAGAAAUGUUGAAAUGUAUUACAUUUUUUGUUGGCGUCCCAAUAUUACACUUUAUAUACAUCACAGAAGACUGAAAUAUAAGAAACCAGUUGACAUAGAAACACCGGAUUUUCUGUGUUUAAAAAAUAAAUGUUUAUUAAUUAUGAAAUAGUGAAAAAUAUUUAUAUUAUUAAUAACAUUCCACCCAUGAGGCCACUUGGUCAUUUGACUGCAGGAAAGGGUUUUAAGGACGUUGCAUAGAGACCCUCAAAUUUAUCCUCAUGUAAAGGCAUACGUAAAACCUGUUAAACUCUUAGCGGUUGUUCCAAUUCACUGUGCCAUUUUGGGCUGAGAGGAGACUCACUACCCAAGCCAGACUCAACUAGUUUCAAGUGUCCAAGAGACGUCAUGUGAUCUCCUACUGCUUUCUAGUGGACGAACUGGGAAUCAGACAAAGGAUAUAUUUACAUCAAUGGAUCGGUAGAGACUUCAGCUUUCUCCUCAUAUGUAUAAAAUGAAGGUAUGGCACGUUACACAAGCCCUGCACUUUAAAAAUGGCUGUGUUCCAAUGGGGAUUUGCACAUGUUUAGAGUGCCACCAUUACGUAAAAGAUCUGUCCCAAAGAAAUUCAUACUUUUUUUACAUUCCUUUUGGAACAGUAAUUGGUGACAUAUUUUAUCUCAAACCUAGACUUUCAAGCCUCUUAUUCCCCAACAUGGGGACAAUUGGGGGGGACCCCCACCCUAUGAAAAACAAAUGUAAAUGUGUUUUGUUUGGUCUGCUGUAUCUUGGGCUCUGUAGUAGUCACAUUGUUUCUGACACCUUUAUCGGAGUCCCACAGUUCUUACCGUUCUACCAGUACUAAGAAUGUGUUUGUAGGACUUAUAGUUUUGGAAACCGAAACGUAGUUAAUGUAGGUAGUAUACAAUAUUAUGCGUAAUUUAGAAAAUGCCACCAGAGUGGGUCAGAGUUGAACAGGUUAAGGGGUUUUAUGGUAGUUUGAAGGCAUGUACUGAAGAAAUGAGUAUCUGGUUACCAUGGAGAUGGCCUGAUUCACUGACUAAACGUCUCAUCAAAGAGAUCACAUUUAUUUUGUGAUCUAGCAAAAUAGAACUUCUACAAUCAAGACAGGAUAGCCAAAUUGCUUCAGAAGAUAAUACACCACGUUCCUUGUUGUUACUUCUUUCUCAACUUGUUUCUAUUAGUUUUGAGCACUUCAAGCUAGCUUACAGAGUAGCUAGCUAACUAGCCAGCUAGCUUUGUAGCUAUGGAUUGUGCAUCUUCCAUUGUUUAGUUAAGUAGCUUAGCUGGAUGAUGUUUUCCUAUUGUAACCAGGGCAGAUGAAAGUAACAUUCACCUCCACAAAUGCUGUUUACAUUGAUAUCCAUACUGAAUGAAGCAGUUAAGGGACUUCAUAGGCACCCUUAACUUUUUUUACUUAAUUUAGGGGGGGAAUUCAACUUAACUUUAGUCAGUUGCACAAAACAUUUUAAGGAAGCUUUAAGGGAAAAUAUCAGGGGAAAAUAACAAAUGUUAUGCAACCGGCCCCUGAGCCUUAAUGGCACUGAUUCUGUGUACAGAUGUACUCAAUCACACAGGUACUGUACUUUGAAUUUGGCAAAACUAAGGCUGCAAAUAUAGCAUUGAGAUCACAGCACAGCUGUGACUAGUAACGGCCAUGCAAUAUUUCAUAAGGGCUUUGUGAUGGGACUGACCGUUUCCUAUCGGCAUUUUUUAAAUGCAUAAUCGGCAUGAUGAAUUUCAAUCAUUUAUGAUCCCAAACCGACUUCUCCUCUGUUCUAUAAUGAGAGUCUCAGAGGUAAGAUAAUAAACUAGAUUAAAUAGUCAUUUAAUUAAAUUGUCUUCCAUCAUGGAUUUGCCUCACUAAGUAUUUUGUUUCAUUUAAAAUGUUGUUUUACCCGUUAUUGUCUCGUCAGAUCUUGUAUGAAGAAUGGGCAAGCUACAGUGUCUUCUACAAGUACCAACCAAUUGGACUAAUCAGGUGAGAGAAUCCUGCUCUAAACUCUAGGACAUGACAAACAGAGACUAUAUACUAUACUGUCUUGGAGCAAUCAAACAGACAAAGCAUUAUAUCAUUGGCCUGAGUUAAUGUUAGUUAACCACCAUAUCUGAACUGAUUCCUGAUGUACACUACCAGUCAAAAGUUUAGACACACCUACUAUUUACAUUGUAGAAUAAUAGUGAAAACAAAAAAGUGUUAAACAAAUCAAAAUAUAUUUGAAAUUCUUCAAAUAGCCACCCUUUGCCUUGAUGACAGCUUUCACACUCUUGGCAUUCUCUCAACCAGCUUCACCUGGAAUGCUUUUCCAACAGUCUUGACGGCGUUCCCACAUAUACUGAGCACUUGUUGGCUGCUUUUCCUUCACUCUGUGGUCCGACUCAUCCCAAACCAUCUCAAUUUGGUUAAGGUCGGGGAAUUGUGGAGGCCAGGUCAACUGAUGCAGCACUCCAUCACUCUCCUUCUUGGUAAAAUAGCCCUUACACACGCUGGAGGUGUGUUGGGUCAUUGUCCUGUUGAAAAACAAAUGAUAGUCCCACUAAGCCCAAACCGGAUAGGAUGGCGUAUCGCUGCAGAAUGCUGUGGUAGCCAUGCUGGUUAAGUGUGCCUUGAAUUCUAAAUAAAUCACAGACAGUGUCACAAGCAAAGCACCCCCACAGCAUAACACCUCCUCCUCCAUGCUUUACGGUGGGAAAUACACAUGCGGAGAUCAUCAGUUUACCCACACCGCGUCUCACAAGACACGGCGGUUGGAACCAAAAAUCUCCAGACCAAAGGACAAAUUUCCACCGGUCUAAUGUCCAUUGCUCGUGUUUCUUGGCCCAAGCUGGUCUCUUCUUCUUAUUGGUGUCCUUUAGUAGUGGUUUCUUUGCAGCAAUUCGACCAUGAAGGCCUGAUUCACAUAGUCCCCUUUGAACAGUUGAUGUUGAGAUGUGUCUGUUACUUGAACUCUGUGAAGCAUUUAUUUGGGCUGUAAUUUCUGAGGCUGGUAACUCUAAUGAACUUCUCCUCUGCAGCAGAGGUGACUAGGGGUAUUCCAUUCCUGUGGCGGUCUUGAUGAGAGCCCGUUUCAUCAUAGCACUUGAUGGUUUUUGCGAUUGCACUUGAAGAAACUUUAAAAGUUCUUGAGAUUUUCCGUAUUGACUGACCUUCAUGUCUUAAAGUAAUGAUGGACUGUCGUUUCUCUUUGCUUAUUUGAGCUGUUCUUGCCAUAAAAUGGACUUGGUCUUUUACCAAAUAGGGCCAUCUUCUGUAUACCCCCCUAUCUUGUCACAACACAACUGAUUGGCUCAAAGGCAUUUAGGAAAGAAAUUCCACAAAUUAACUUUUAAGAAGGCACACCUGUUAAUUGAAAUGCAUUCCAGGUGACUACCUCAUGAAGCUGGUUGAGAGAAUGCCAAGAGUGUGCAAAGCUGUCAUCAAGGCAAAGGGUGGCUAUUUGACGAAUCUCAAAUAUAAAUUGAGUUUUGUUGAACACUUUUUUGGUUACUACAUGAUUCCAUAUGUGUUAUUUCAUAGUUUUGAUGUCUUCCUUAUUAUUCUACAAUGUAGAAAAUUGUACAAAUAAAGAAAAACCCUUGAAUGAGUUGGCGUGUCCAAACGUUUGACUGGUACUGUAUGUACUCAGUGCUGCUUUCCUUCUUCUCCUGCAGGAAGUACUUUGGGGAGAAGAUUGGCCUGUACUUUGCCUGGCUGGGGGUUUACACCCAGAUGCUGAUCCCUGCUGCCAUAGUGGGGGUCAUAGUGUUCCUGUAUGGCUGUGCCACUGUGGACAAUGACAUUCCCAGGUACACUGACCUCCCACAACUACAACUACAAUUAAACCCACAACUAUAAACAAUUUCACCUAAAACUUCACUUACACCUAGACCAUAAUUUAGAUUUCUAAUGGCUUGGAAGCACUAGUGAUGGUUUAUCAAUAACCCAUUGUUGUAAGAGUUGCUAAAUACAGUGUUGUAAUAGUUGCCUGGCACAGACAUGCCGUGAUGUUUUGUAAUUGCUUUUCAUUUUGAGUCUGUGCGUUCUUGGUAUUUUAUCUGUAUGUAUCUAUAAGCGCCCCUACCUGCCUUUUAUAUUCUCAGUCUGCUGGCCUGAGUUAAGAGACUCUACCAGUUAUGACAGUGUGUCAUCUUGGCCCUAAACCAAUGCUCCUGUGGUUAUUGCCACAACACAAACAGUCUAUCUAGAGCAGAACGAGUGGGUGGCAGACCAAUUUUAUGAUCACAUAUCCCUUCAGGACAUUCCCUGGAGAGCUAUCAUCCUGUAGGUUUUUGCUCCAACCGCAGUUGUAACGAACCUGAUUCAGCUUAUCAACCAGCUAAUUAUUAGAAUCCGGUGCGCUAGAUUAGGGUUGGAGUGAACCUACAGUACGGUAGCUCUCCAGGGGCCUCAUUUGUCAACCGUGCAUACAUUUCUCACUAGAUUCUGGCGUCUGUGGAGUCUAGGAUUUGCAUGCUCAACAAACUGUUGUAUGCAACAUAUACGCAUGUUUUCAUUGAUAAAUCAGAGCCAUACUGUAUUUCUGCGCUCGUUAACGAGCGUUACAACCCCGCCUAGAAAACGCCCUCUAUUCACCUUUUAUGGUACCAAAAAUGCCCUGAUUUGCUGGAGAUGUUGGAACUGGACCAUGACAGUUUAUAAAAGAAAGUGCAAUGGCAAAUUUGAUCACAUUUCUGUAGAGGUGUGGGCAGUAUGUUUUUGCAGUAACUUCUUUAAACAAAAAAUGAAUGCUGCCUAUACCGAGUGCAAAACACUGGCAUUCUACAAGAUUGAUUGUCUAUUGAACAGCCAACACUUCUAUACAAAAUACAUAUUGUUGUUCAGUAUUUUGUUUAUCAAUACAUGAUUGUGUUUCUAUCUCCCGUUCAUAUCUCCUGCCUUGGUAUAGCUCUGAGAUGAAAUAGGCCAUUAUGUCGUGCUCCUAUUGCACAGCAAUACUGUAGCCUACCCAUACCGUCAUAGGCUACCAUUCGAUUUACUUUCGAGCAUGGUUGGCUAUUGAAUGAGCGAUGGAUAAAUUGUAGGCUAAUAUUUGUUGUGUAGCGGUAAAUAAAUGCUGCUAUGCGAUCUUCUUACCAACGGCAAAUACAUCCGUUUUAUCAGCAGACCUAUGUUUUUAUUAGCUUACCAUCAUUAUAAUUACUGUUCAUCAACCACCUCCAUUUCCCCCCAAAUGACAACAUUUGCUUGCAAUACAGUUGAUCAACCACUAGAAGUUGUGCAUAUGCAUGGUCUGAGAUUUGUGUGGAGAUAUGCACACUUUCCUGUCAAGUUCAACAUUUGAUAAAUAACAACCUUUGCGGGAAGUGGCGCAGGCAAGAUUUAGUAUUUGUGUGCGCACGCACCUUUGAUAAACAAGGCCCCUGGAACAGGGUUGAAUAUUUCACUAUUACAUUAUUGCAUUCCUCGUUUGCUGUUGGACUCUAUAACCUCUAAAACUGGUAACUGAGUUGAUGCUGAUCAUUAUGGUUAGAUCUCUUUUACUGAGGCGUUCCACUAAUGUUUUUCUCCCACGCAGCAUGGAGAUUUGUGAUCCGAGAAACAACAUCACCAUGUGCCCACUGUGUGACCGCGCUUGCAGCUACUGGAAGCUGAAGACCGCAUGUGGCACAGCCAGGGCCAGCCAUCUUUUUGACAACCCGGCCACCGUCUUCUUCUCCAUCUUCAUGGCCCUCUGGGGUGAGCCGUCCCUCCCAUGUUCUCUCCCAUCUUCUGCCAAUAAAACAAUCCCAUCUGCUACAGACCACAGGACCAGGCAGAGUCCUGCAGGGCAACCAGGUCUCAGCCAGGUCCCACCCUGCUUUCAUUUUUGCCUUAAAAAACCAUCUGUCUUAUGUAACCAUACCAAACGUAGCAUAUCAUACUAAUUUGAGUGUCCCGGAUUUACAUUUACUAUGUUAUGUCUAGUCUAUGAGACCAGGCUGUGCAGAGUCACAGGGAGACCAGUGUCAGUUGCCAUUAUAAGACCGUCUUUUGAGUUAAAAUUGUAGUAAUGGUUUGGAUUUUAGCUUCCUAUUUUAGGUGGAGAUAAGAUCAUAACCUGUUUGCGUUUUAGAGAUGUUUAUCUUUUUUAAUAUACUGCAUUUGAAGUAUAAACCCUGGUCCAUUCACUUUGCUAUGUCUUUCUCGUACUGUAGUCAUUAAGCAGUCACUCCAGGAUUUCGUGGUGAUAAAAAAAAUUAUACUUGUGGGCAGAAAUGCUUGAUUUUACUGCUGCAAUUCUGAUAUUGUUCAUUGCAAUAUGCAAAAACAUUGUCCAAUUUGUCACACGUGCGCUGAUGAGGGAAAACAUUUUGACGUGACUUGAUUGAACCAUAUUAUGCAGUAAAUGUGCCGUGAUUGGUUGAAAUUGCGAGUCCUCUUUGUAGUGCGGUGAUCCAUCAGUUUUAAUGGGAUAAUAUUGCAGUGAUUUGACUAUUUUAUGUGGUAAUAGUGCAGUAAUUGGUCAAAUUUGCAAGCCCUUGCAUAGUAGUCUCGAAAACCAGACCCUAGGCAGUGACUAGGGUCUGGUUUCAAUGUUGGACUCUUUUGGCAUAGAGCAGGGGUAUUCAACCAGGAGUCUGUGAAAGUACUGCAGGGGGUCUGCAUUUUUUCCCCAAUGUAUCGCUAGCAACAACAGAAUAAAGGAUUUUAUUUUAUUACAUGCCUACAGCAGAAAGGAGGAGAAUAUCUUAUUUCUAAUUAUGUCAACUUUAUGGCUCAACUCCUAAAAUUGAGCAAAUUACACUCAUUGGAGCCAAUUACACUCACUGGAGUAUCUGACAUAGGCUUUAAAAAAACACCCGCGAAUAGGCUACCAGUGUGGCAAGUGCAACUGGCUGCUAGUAAGCUUUCUUGACUUAGACAUACAUUUUUGCCAACACAUUGCUAACCUUUGUUUAAACAGCUGCUCUUAUGAGUUUCGAGAUACCUUUCUAGCUUAUGGGCUAUGUUAGUUUACGCUUUCUCUUCCAAUUAUGUGGGGAGGUCAAAAUAAUUAAAAACUAUUUUUAGAUGUUGAUUACUUCUCCUUGCCAUAUUAUUUUAUUUUUUGCUAACGAAUGAUUGGGAUCCCUGGGCCGCCGGUUUGCCUGGGAGGGGAUCCCUGGGCAAGUAAAGGUUGAAUACCCCUGGCAUAGAGGAACUUCAACACUGCCGACAUCAGUCAGUACUCUAUCCACUUGAAUAAAAUACAAAAUAGUAGCUAGCAAGAUGGAGAUCAGAAGUUACUUUUAAUGAGUGCAUUUCGCAAGUGGCUAGUUUGCAUUAACUACCUUUACUAAAACCACUGCAAAGGUUUGCCUUCAAAUUUUGGUUUUGAAUCGCGAUGUUCUGGCAUGUCUGCCUUGUGAUUUGUUGGGGGAGUUUCUGUCUGAAGAGGACCCACCCCGGAUACAGUAGUGACGUAGGCAGUGACGUAGUUCCUCUAUGCCAAAAGAGUCCAUCGUUGAAACCAGACCCUAGUCACUGUUGCCUAGUGUCUGGUUUUCGAGACUACGCAUAAUAUGCAGGGAAUUGUUGAUUUUGCUGAACAAAUUUUGAUCCCAAAAUCCUGGAGGGACUGAUUUAAGGAUGGGUUUUUAUUUCCCAGCUGCCAUGUUCAUGGAGCACUGGAAGAGAAGGCAAAUGAGACUCAAUUACAUCUGGGAUUUGACUGGCUUUGAAGAGGAAGAGGUGAGCCUAUGCCCUUGUUUUGGAACCUGUUUGGCCAAUUUGGACAUGAAUGUCUGAUACAAUAAACAAUGAAAAAUGAUUUAUUCUCUUAAUCAUGUUUUUUAUGUUUUAUAUUAUGGUGGUUCCUGAAGCAGGCGCACAAGGUUUGAAAUUGAUUUUAUUUAUUUAUUAACCUAAUUUUCUAGCAGCUUCCUCUGCAGCUGCUGUUACUCAAUACUAACCAACUUCCCCGGACAAGGUUUAUAACACUCUCCCUCACUCUGACACUUAUCUAUUUCAGACAGAAUUCAUGGUAUGUUAUCUCUAAAAUAGAAUAAGUCAAUGUUUAUAUGACCCCCCUUUCAAACAGUCCCUUAUUUGCCACUUUGAGGGGUGGGAGUAGGCUAGUGGUUAUCUGGCCAUCAUUUCAAGUUUCAAAGUUUAUUUGCCACGUGCACAGGAUUCAACGGAUGUAGAACAGUACAGUGAAAUGCUUACUUGUGAGCUCUUUCCCAACAGUGUAGUGAUAAAAGUAACAAUCUAGACAACAUCAAAUCACAAAUACAGUGGGGGAAAAAAAGUAUUUAGUCAGCCACCAAUUGUGCAAGUUCUCCCACUUAAAAAGAUGAGAGAGGCCUGUAAUUUUCAUCAUAGGUACACGUCAACUAUGACAGACAAAUUGAGGAAAAAAAUCCAGAAAAUCACAUUGUAGGAUUUUUAUGAAUUUAUUUGCAAAUUAUGAUGGAAAAUAAGUAUUUGGUCACCUACAAACAAGCAAGAUUUCUGGCUCUCACAGGCCUGUAACUUCUUCUUUAAGAGGCUCCUCUGUCCUCCACUCGUUACCUGUAUUAAUGGCACCUGUUUGAACUUGUUAUCAGUAUAAAAGACACCUGUCCACAACCUCAAACAGUCACACUCCAAACUCCACUAUGGCCAAGACCGAAGAGCUGUCAAAGGACACCAUAAACAAAAUUGUAGACCUGCACCAGGCUGGGAAGACUGAAUCUGCAAUAGGUAAGCAGCUUGGUUUGAAGAAAUCAACUGUGGGAGCAAUUAUUAGGAAAUGGAAGACAUACAAGACCACUGAUAAUCUCCCUCGAUCUGGGGCUCCACGCAAGAUCUCACCCUGUGGGGUCAAAAUGAUCACAAGAACGGUGAGCAAAAAUCCCAGAACCACACGGGGGGACCUAGUGAAUGACCUGCAGAGAGCUGGGACCAAAGUAACAAAGCCUACCAUCAGUAACACACUACGCCGCCAGGGACUCAAAUCCUGCAGUGCCAGACGUGUCCCCCUGCUUAAGCCAGUACAUGUCCAAGCCCGUCUGAAGUUUGCUAGAGUGCAUUUGGAUGAUCCAGAAGAGGAUUGGGAGAAUGUCAUAUGGUCAGAUGAAACCAAAAUAUAACUUUUUGGUAAAAACUCAACUCGUCGUGUUUGGAGGACAAAGAAUGCUGAGUUGCAUCCAAAGAACACCAUACCUACUGUGAAGCAUGGGGGUGGAAACAUCAUGCUUUGGGGCUGUUUUUCUGCAAAGGGACCAGGACGACUGAUCCGUGUAAAGGAAAGAAUGAAUGGGGCCAUGUAUCGUGAGAUUUUGAGUGAAAACCUCCUUCCAUCAGCAAGGGCAUUGAAGAUGAAACGUGGCUGGGUCUUUCAGCAUGACAAUGAUCCCAAACACACCGCCCGGGCAACGAAGGAGUGGCUUCGUAAGAAGCAUUUCAAGGUCCUGGAGUGGCCUAGCCAGUCUCCAGAUCUCAACAUUUUACAUUUACAUUUUACAUUUUAGUCAUUUAGCAGACGCUCUUAUCCAGAGCGACUUACAGUUAGUGAGUGCAUACAUAUUUUUAUUUAUUUUUCAUACUGGCCCCCCGCGGGAAUCGAACCCACAACCCUGGUGUUGCAAACGCCAUGCUUUACCAACAUCCCUGCCGGCCAUUCCCUCCCCUACCCUGGACAACGCUGGGCCAAUUGUGCGCCGCCCCAUGGGUCUCCCGGUCACGACCCCAUAGAAAAUCUUUGGAGGGAGUUGAAAGUCCGUGUUGCCCAGCGACAGCCCCAAAACAUCACUGCUCUAGAGGAGAUCUGCAUGGAGGAAUGGGCCAAAAUAAAAACACAAGAAAUACGAGAUAAAAUAAAGAAAAUACCGCAACGAUGACUAGGUCUUGAGGCAGAAUUUAAUGUAGCACGUUUUUUACCCACACCCUUUUUUAGAUAUAAAGAAGAGGCAGUAUAAAGGAAGGUGUUUUUUUGUCUAGAUAUAAAAGGAAUAUCUGUUUCUCUCUCUUACCAUCUGUCUGUCGUCUGCGUCUCUCCCUCUCUAUCGCGCUCUCUCUCUUUCUUUGUCUCUCUCUCUCAUUAAAGUGCUUCUUAACAUCCCCUGUCCUCAGCAUUAUAUAUAUAUUUUUCGUUUAGGCACUAGGCAGCACCUACUGAUGGUAGCAGAGUUGACAGUUGUUUACCUCAUACCUGCCUUACCACCAGGGUGUCUGGUAAACUGUUCUUCAUGACUGACUGCUGCGGUUCUCCAUCGGCUCUUUGCAUGUCAGAGAUGGUUAAAAGACACUUGCUUUACCUCCUCUGUUUCUGUCUGCUCGCACAGUUAUGGGCUGUCUUCUGUUUAAUAUAAAGUGACAUGCAGUGGUUUCUGUUUACUGGUAGAUGGGGUUAAGGUUGUUAAGAAGACCGGCAAGAUAAUUAAUAUCACCUGUAGAGGUAUUCUAAUAGGUGUCUUUAUCAGAAUGAGGGUAAAGUAAACAUUUCCAAAUGCAUGAAUGCCAAACUCAUAUUUGAAAGCCUGCAUCCCCUCUUACUGAUACUGUACUCACAUUGUUCUGGCACACAUUUCCUCCUGUAUGCUAGAAAUGUUGGUGUACCCCGCCGCGCUGAGCUGAAACACUUAGCAACACCCACACAAAAAAACUCUGUCAUCUACUAUGUACUUGACAACUGGUAAAAACGCCAUUUGACCUGGAUGAUGUCAGUUCCUCCAUCUUGAGGAAAAUGUGUUGAUACCGCUAAGGUGAUACCGCUGGAUGAGCAUGUUUAUGAAUGUGUAUCUGUCCCCCCUAGGGCCACCAUAGGGCUGAGUAUGAGAUCAAAGUCAUGCAGAAGACCCUGAAGAAACAGGAUAUGUCUCCCGAGGUAGGCCUUUUCCUAUCCCUCAUGUGCCUCUUGGUGGGCUGUCAAACACACCAUAAAUAAUAUUCAAUUAUUUAUUUAUUCUAUGUAUGCUUCCAUGCAUAGAAUAAAUGAAUUAUUGAAGAUUAUUUAUGUUGUGUUGUCCAUCUCUUUCAAUAUGGACUUUUCCUUUGGAUAAUUCAUGUGUUCAGUGUUACUCUGUCUAUUAUUUUUCUGCAUCAAUUGUCUGUUUCGCUGGUGCUGUUGAAGAUGGGGACUGGAACCAUCCUAAUGGAAGCACACAGACUGCUUCUCCCCUCUCUCUAUUCUCUGGGCGACAUUUCCCUUUCGCAAAUACGCAUGCACUAUGGGUAAAGGCACCGUGACACAUGGAAUUUGUCGCCUCACGUGAACUCCACUAUUGUAAAGUUAAACAUAUUAGCCACAGUCCAGAACUUUAAUGUCACCUAAGAAUUCCAAUCUGAAGUUGGACUCCUAUAUAGAUGACCUAAAUUCUACUGUCACAGGAUCCACAUGCACAUCUCAUCUUCUCCUCUAAAAUGUAACGUAUCGUGGAGUUGUCCACAACCCAUACCCCCACCCUCAGAUACUCCUAUCAACUAUUUUAUUAGUCUUAGAUGCUCUGCAGUCUAUAAGCUGAACAACCUUCACUGUCUCUAUUUACUGCUGCAUAAAAACAGUUAGCACAUGUUGGAUAUCAGCACAUGCCAGGGUGGUUGUUUCUGUCUGGCUUCCUCUGUUCAGCAGCAAAACUGCAGUUCUUGCAUGUCAGCUCCUUUGUCAUCAGACCACGAAGGAGUCAUUACAUUGCCUUGCGCAUCUGGAAACACUGUCUGAAGUCGCUGACCCUCUUUAAAAAAUAAAUAAAAAUUAUACACAUUGAAAUGCGAUUUGACUGCACGGUUUCGCUUCCAUUAUGUGUGCUUGGUUGGAGCGCCGUCAGUCUGCUCGGGGCGAGAGUCACUCUGGCUUGUUUGGAAAUGGCCGUGUCAGCAUAAGCAAUCACUGCUGAGGUCAGGUUCGCUGUCAGAUAGAUACUACUGCUUGUUUGCUUGUUUAUGUUUGCUCUUAUUUCUCACCUGAUUGUGUAUUAAUUACUCUGUUUCAGGAUGAAAAAGUGAAACUGACAUGUACAGACCGUGCACCAGCAUAUUUGACUGGCCUUUUCAUUAUGCUUUUUAUGGUAAGUUGAUGUGCCCAGGGCCCACAUAUCUUGUUAGUCUGUGGUAUUAGAUCCAAGGACGUCACUAGGACCGGGAUUUCAGGGCUUUAGCCCUGAAUGACUUUGGGUUAACCCCAAAUGUUUUCCGCUGCUGUGAUGGUGUAAAAAAAAAAUGUGGUCAACUGAAUGCAUCGCUUAAUUCAUAGAGCCGUGGUUACGUGAAAUUCCCAAAGUCAUCCAACCGUUAUAAUAAAUGUGAAGUAAUUGCCGUGUGUGGUCAACUAGAUGGUAAUUUCAGCACCGUUUUGAUUGGGACCACGGCAUUGUGCUGCCGUGAGACAAGCACGGGAACUCGUCUUGAUAAAUCAAUCAAAUUUGAUUUUUGUUUUCACUGAAUCUCUGUUUAAAUAUUUGGUUACACAAUUAGACUGGGAAAUGUUAGCUAAGUUGAGGUGAGUGCUCAUGAUCAUCAGUCUAGCAAUUGAAAGCAAUGCAGAUCUUCUGUGCACACGCACAAUUAGGCCUACAGGUAAAUUAGGGAGUAAAUGAGGGAUACAAAGUAUAUUGAAAGCAGGUGCUUCCACACAGGUGUGAUUCCUGAGUUAAUUAAGCAGUUAACAUCCCAUCAUGCUUAGGGUCAUAUAAAAAUGCUGGGCAGGCCAUUAUUUUGUCUACCAUGGCUGUGCCCCCUUAGGAUGACAAUGCCCCCAUCCGCAGGGUACUAGUGGUCACUCAAUGGUUUGCUGAGUAUGAAAACGAUGUAAACCAUAUGCCAUAUGGACGUCUCCGUCACCAGAUCUCAACCCAAUUGAACACAUUUGGGAGAUUCUGGAGCAGCACCUGUGACAGGGUUUUCCACCACAAUCAACAAAUCACCAAAUGAUGGAAAUUAUCAUGGAAGAAUGGCGUCGCAUCCCUCCAAUGGAGUUCCAGACACUUGUAGAAUCUAUGCCAGGGUGCACUGAAGCUGUUCUGGCUCAUGAUGGCCCAACGCCCUAUUAAGACACUUUAUGUGUUUCCAUAAUUUUUGCAGUUACCUGUAUAUAGCCUACCUGAUGAGCUUUCCUGACGUUUUCCUGAAUUUUCCAAUACUUUUCUGAUGCAUUUCAGUCACAGCCUACUGAUGCUAAUACAAAUUUUUACACUUUUACCAUAGGCUAUUCAAGUCAUUUGACAUAUUUUCUUAUUAUCAUUAUGAACAUAGAAACUGUGCCACAAUGGUUAAAAAGGUCAUAAGGCCUACAUCGUUUCUAUAAAAAUAUAGCUAAAACCAUUAUCCAACUCAUUUUCAAACGCUUUUAAAACAUGGAAGCCAAACACGGAAACUAUGGAUACAACUUCCUCUCCGCUCGCGCAUUAUCAUAAUUAAUAUGUUUUCCACUAGAAAUCCCUGCAUUAGCAUGAUUCUGUUAGCUGAUAUAUACUGACAAAAUACACCAUAUUACUGGCCUGCUAAUGUGCCUAGACCAUGUAGGCUAAACUGCUGAGAAAAAACCCUUACAGUGGGGAAAAAAAGUAUUUAGUCAGCCACCAAUUGUGCAAGUUCUCCCACUUAAAAAGAUGAGAGAGGCCUGUAAUUUUCAUCAUAGGUACACGUCAACUAUGACAGACAAAAUGAGGGAAAAAAAUCCAGAAAAUCACAUUGUAGGAUUUUUAAUGAAUUUAUUUGCAAAUUAUGGUGGAAAAUAAGUAUUUGGUCAAUAACAAAAGUUUCUCAAAAACUUUUAUAUACCCUUUGUUGGCAAUGACACAGGUCAAACGUUUUCUGUAAGUCUUCACAAGGUUUUCACACACUGUUGCUGGUAUUUUGGCCCAUUCCUCCAUGCAGAUCUCCUCUAGAGCAGUGAUGUUUUGGGGCUGUCGCUGGGCAACACGGACUUUCAACUCCCUCCAAAGAUUUUCUAUGGGGUCGUGACCGGGAGACCCAUGGGGCGGCGCACAAUUGGCCCAGCGUCGUCCAGGGUAGGGGAGGGAAUGGCCGGCAGGGAUGUUGGUAGAGCAUGGCGUUUGCAACGCCAGGGUUGUGGGUUCGAUUCCCGCGGGGGGCCAGUAUGAAAAAUAAAUAAAAAUAUGUAUGCACUCACUAACUGUAAGUCGCUCUGGAUAAGAGCGUCUGCUAAAUGACUAAAAUAUCAAAUGUAAAUGUAAAAUGUUGAGAUCUGGAGACUGGCUAGGCCACUCCAGGACCUUGAAAUGCUUCUUACGAAGCCACUCCUUCGUUGCCCGGGCGGUGUGUUUGGGAUCAUUGUCAUGCUGAAAGACCCAGCCACGUUUCAUCUUCAAUGCCCUUGCUGAUGGAAGGAGGUUUUCACUCAAAAUCUUACGAUACAUGGCCCCAUUCAUUCUUUCCUUUACACGGAUCAGUCGUCCUGGUCCCUUUGCAGAAAAACAGCCCCAAAGCAUGAUGUUUCCACCCCCAUGCUUCACAGUAGGUAUGGUGUUCUUUGGAUGCAACUCAGCAUUCUUUGUCCUCCAAACACAACGAGUUGAGUUUUUACCAAAAAGUUAUAUUUUGGUUUCAUCUGACCAUAUGACAUUCUCCCAAUCCUCUUCUGGAUCAUCCAAAUGCACUCUAGCAAACUUCAGACGGGCCUGGACAUGUACUGGCUUAAGCAGGGGGACACGUCUGGCACUGCAGGAUUUGAGUCCCUGGCGGCGUAGUGUGUUACUGAUGGUAGGCUUUGUUACUUUGGUCCCAGCUCUCUGCAGGUCAUUCACUAGGUCCCCCCGUGUGGUUCUGGGAUUUUUGCUCACCGUUCUUGUGAUCAUUUUGACCCCACGGGGUGAGAUCUUGCGUGGAGUCCCAGAUCGAGGGAGAUUAUCAGUGGUCUUGUAUGUCUUCCAUUUCCUGAUAAUUGCUCCCACAGUUGAUUUCUUCAAACCAAGCUGCUUACCUAUUGCAGAUUCAGUCUUCCCAGCCUGGUGUAGGUCUACAAUUUUGUUCCUGGUGUCCUUUGACAGCUCUUUGGUCUUGGCCAUAGUGGAGUUUGGAGUGUGACUGUUUGAGGUUGUGGACAGGUGUCUUUUAUACUGAUAACAAGUUCAAACAGGUGCUGUUAAUACAGGUAACGAGUGGAGGACAGAGGAGCCUCUUAAAGAAGAAGUUACAGGUCUAUGAGAGCCAGAAACUUUGCUUGUUUGUAGGUGACCAAAUACUUAUUUUCCACCAUAAUUUGCAAAUAAAUUCAUAAAAAAUCCUACAAUGUGAUUUUCUGGAGAAAAAAAAUCUCAAUUUGUCUGUCAUAGUUGACGUGUACCUAUGAUGAAAAUUACAGGCCUCUCAUCUUUUUAAGUGGGAGAACUUGCACAAUUGGUGGCUGACUAAAUACUUUUUUUCCCCACUGUAUCUGAUCCAAAUGGUUGCCCAAUCAAGCAUCCAAAACGCCAGACUUUGGAGCGGUUAUUCAAAUGACCUAGGCUAUUCACUGAAGUUUACAGCCUAGACUGGAGUUGUGUACUCACUUGAAAACAAUAAUAAUAUUCUUCAUUACAUUGUGUUGUUGUAGCAUACAUUUCUUGUCCCUAAAAAACGGAAACAAAAGGGUAGCUUUUCGAGCUGCAUACCUGGGGACUGGGAGGGAGGGCAAACGCAGCCUCGGGAGCGCACAUAGUGUAGGUUACAAUUUUGUUAUCUGAUUAAAAAAAGACAUAAUUCACUGUGGAAAUUGACGGUUAUAUUCACUGACUGGUAAUACAGACAUGCUUCUGUUGGUCACAGAUACCUUUAAAAAAAAGGUAGGGGCGUGGAUCAGAAAAUCAGUCAGUAUCGGGAUUGACCAACAUUUGCCUCAUGCAGCGUGACACAUCUCCUUUGAAUAGAGUUGAUCAGGCCGUUGAUUGUGGCCUGUGGAAUGUUGUCCCACUCCUCUUCAAUGGCUGUGCAAAGUUGCUGGAUAUUGGUGGGAACUGGAACACGCUGUCUUACACGUCAAUCCAGAGCAUCCCAAACGUGCUCAAUGGGUGACAUGUCUGGUGAGUAUGCAGGCCAUGUAAGAAUUCAAACAUUUUCAGCUUCCAGGAAUUGUGUACGGAUCCUUGCGACAUAGGGCCGUGCAUUAUCAUGCUGCAACAUGAGGUGAUGGCGGCAAAUGAAUGGCACUACAAUGGGCCUCAUGAUCUCGUCACGGUAUCUCUGUGCGUUCAAAUUGCCAGAGAUAUAAUGCAAUUGUGUUCGUUGUCCGUAGCUUAUGCCUGCUCAUACCAUAACCCCACCGCCACCAUAGGGCACUCUGUUCACAAUGUUGACAUCAGCAAACCGCUCGCCCACACGACACCAUACACGUGGUCUGCGGUUGUGAGGCUGGUUGGAUGUACUGCCAAAUUCUCUAAAAGACAUUGGAGGCGGCUUAUGGUAGAGAAAUUAACAUUAAAUUAUCUGGCAACAGCGCUGGUGGAUAUUCCUGCAGUCAUCGUGCCAAUUGCAUGCUCCCUCAAAACUUGAGACAUCUGUGGCAUUGUGUUGUGUGACAAAACUGCACAUUUUAGAAUGGCCUUUUUAUUGUCCGCAGCACAAGGUGCACCUGUGUAAUAAUCAUACUGUUUAAUCAGCUUCUUGAUAUGCCACACCUGUCAGGUGGAUGGAUUAUCUUGGCAGAGGAGAAAUGCUCAUUAACAGGGAUGUAAACAAAUUUGUGCACAACAUUUCAGAGAAAUAAGCUUUUUGUGCAUAUGAAACAUUUCUGGGGAUCUUUUAUUUCAGCUCAUGAAACAUGGGACCAACACUUUACAUGUUGCGUUUAUAUUUUUGUUCAGUGUAUUUCAACUGAUUUUCUUUAGCCUACUAAUAGCCUAUUGGAGGACAGAUGCAUGCUUCCUCUUGCUUGCUGAAUGUAAAAUAGGCUAAAGCAUUAAGAACAGGCGGGGAGUUGGAAAGGAGAAGCCCAUAUUGUCCUAUAGUAGGCUUAUCUUAACACUGAUAGGCUACAUCCAGACAAAAUACACCAUAUGAUUGGCCGGCUAACAUACCUUUCUGGACCUUCUACACUGUCGAGAAUAGACCCAAACUGAUCCAAAUGGUUGCAUAAUCAGGCCUAGGGUGUAGACCUAUGCAGUUAUUUUGGCAUGAAAGAAAACAGGAUGUUUGAGCGGUUAUUCAAAUUUACAGCCUAGGGCCAAUAAUUGUGGACUCACUUGAUAACAAUAAUUGUCACGCCCUGACUCAGAGGACGCUUGUAUGUUGAGUCAGGGUGUGUAUUUUCCUUGCUGUGUUUGUUCAUGUUGUACAGUCUAGUAUGUAUAGAUCUAUGUUGGCCUGUGUGGUUCCCAAUCAGAGGCAGCUGUCGCUCGUUGUCUCUGAUUGGGGACCAUACUUAGGCAGCCUAUUGGCACUAGUGGGUUGUGGGAUCUUGUUCCGUGUGAGGUAUGUUGUUUGUGUACCUUGGACUUCACAUUUCGUUUCUUGUUUUGUCGAGUGUUUAUUAAGUUUAAAUAAACAUGUAUGUAUAUCACGCUGCGCCUUGGUCUGACCCGUCCUUCAACGAACGUGACAAUAAUAAAUUCCUCAUUGCACUGUGUUGUAGCCCAGGUAUAAUAAUUAUCUUGUUUAAAGACGGAAGCCUAGGCCUAAUCAAUAGUGGAGCUUUGAGUGCCUGACAACCACAGAGCGCAGCCUGAAGGAACGCACUACAGAUCUGCCAUUUCAUCAUCUGUUUUUUCUUGCUCUUCAAUAUUUAGCUAAUGAAUGGCCUAAUAUCUAGAUAAUAUUUAGCUUCUUACUCUACACAUCAAUAGCCUCUCUCUUCCAUCUGUUCCUGUGCGCAAUAGGCUAUAUGCCACAGGUUUGGUCAGAGUAACCCUUUGUAAGGCAACGGGUUCUCCCUAGAACCUUUAACAUCCUAAGAACCAUUUUUGGAAGAUAGGUGUCUUAGAUGAUUCUUUGGAAGGUAAGAAGGAUUCUUUGGAAGUCAAGAAGGGUUCUACAUAGAACCAUAUAUAAUAUUUCCCAGCAUGCUCUAUUGCAGGGAUAUUUUCAGAAUUGUUUGUUUUACUGCAAUAUUUGUGUUUUUGCAUGUACAUUAAUAAUAAUAAUAAUAAUAAUAUGCCAUUUAGCAGACACUUUUAUCCAAAGUGACUUACAGUCAUGUGUGCAUACAUUUUUACGUAUGGGUGGUCCCAGGGAUCGAACCCACUACCCUGGCGUUACAAGCGCCAUGCUCUACCAAUUGAGCUACAGAGGACCACAUUGAUUGGUUUAUUUAAUUGUAUGCUACACAAAAAUAAAUGUAGUUUUCUAAACUAAUCCAAUCUGUUAGUAUUUUGAUUUAUUGUACCCCUUACUGAGAUGUUUGUUCCAGUUUAGAUGAUUGAGGUAGUCUGUGUUCAAUCUCCCCUAUCCUGGCAGUCAUUCUGAAUGUAGAUUGUGGGUUAUUAACAAUUCCACUAGUUGGAUAUCCUAACGCUGGCUGAACUCCAAUAGGAAUUACACAUCACUUUGUAAGCCAUCAUAAUGUGGCUUGCAUGCCUGAUGUGGCCUGUAAACCAGGAGAUUCCUAACACCACUGUGUUAGGGUAUAACUAGGCCCUCAAAGAAAGGCCUUAUGAUAUACUGUAUGUAAUGUACUGUCAUAAAUAAUGACAUUUUAAAUGCUAAUAAGGCUGGUGGAACCGUUCAUAGAGGGUUCUAGGAAGAACCCUCCAAAGAUAAAAGGGUUCUCGGCAGAACCCUUUAUAGAGGGUUCUAUGUAGAACCAUAUACAGGGGGUUCUUUACAGAAUCCUGCAUAGACAGUUCUAGAUAGAACCCUCUGCAAAGGGUUCUACCUAGCACCAAAAAGGGUUCCCCUAUUGGGACAAACCGAAGAACCCUGUAUGGUUCUACUUUUUUCUAAGAGUGUACAGCAUAGAAAAUGCAUGUCGGGGAAAGUUGAAGAGAGAAUGUGCAUUGGUGUGAUCACUUUUGGCCAGUUAUGAUAACAUUGUUGCACUGAUGCAUUGCAAAUAGUUGUACAGGACAGAGAGAUGAUCACUGAAAAAUAAGACCCAAAGGACUUGACAACCGUUAGAAAAAUGGAAAUCACUUGAAAACCACUUGAGCAACAAGGCAAUGACAUGCUGUAAAAGAGGCGCAGGCUAAACAGCGUUUGUUGUUGAAUUGCUACAUUUAAAUACAAGUUACUAUAUUUUUCAUUAGGCCUACAUUGAAGUAUUAUUUGCAGUUGUCACUGUGACAAUGAACACACCCUGAAAGCGCUGAAUGGUCUUGUUUUACCAACUUAAUAGGCAGCAUGCAGUAGGAUGCGUCGAUCAGUUGAUUGACAGGUGUAGGACUGUAGAACGAUAAACUUCCUCUGGAGUGGAUGCUCACCAACGUUUUAUAGUUAGCCUAUAGUUUAUCAUUAUAGUUAUCAUUAUUGGCUUGGCGGCUGGCCCUUAACUCUGACACCACAACUAACGUUAACACAACAGAACUAGUAGGUCUAGCUAACGUUAGCGAACUUGAACAAAAUCCAUAUUAAAUUACACUUAAUACACUUACGCUUAUACUUGUUUACUUCACUUUUAUGCUGUAUAAAUUGAUUCCUUCAAAUAAUUUACACUGGCAAGUAUGCCACCUGCACACUGCAGUAGGGAAGUAAAGCAGAAGUCGGAAUCCAUCACUUCCUUUGUUUGGCUGUACCCAUAGCAAUGUUCGAAAAUGAGGUGGAUAGGUUAUUUUCAAUAAAACGUCACAAUACGUGGAGAGAACCAGCUUCGCUAAAAUCAUUGACAACUACUUGCCGUUUUGAAGGGAUUGUUAAAUAAAUGUUAGCCUAUAACUAUUUGGUUUUAAAAUCAUCACCUAUUGAGCAUAGUCAGAACUACAAAUGUCUGAUUAUUCCAUGCAAAACAAUUGCGCACAUUUAGCUCUAUCAUCAGAGUUAUACAGCAAGUAAUCUUAAUUCAGUGUACUUGUCUUUAACUGCCAUUUCCGGAAAGUCCGACUCUUCCCACACAUCAACAUAUUUUUCUCAGCUUCAGAAGCAUCUGCAUUCACCAAAUGUGGUGUGGUUAUCCUUAGAUAUAUUCUCCAGACUUGCCCAGAGGGAAUUGUUGCUAUGCUGUUAAUUUUGUAUUCUAGAUAAUAUUUUAUUUUACAUAUGUCUUAUGUAUUUUACAGAUUGAAAGAUGAAAAGCGUAUUUAUCCACAAUCUGCUCUGGACAAGUCCGCUCCUGGAGUGUCUUGACAAAAUGAAACAAAAAUAUUUAGGCUGACUUCAUCCAGUGUCCAGAAAAAAUAAUUAGCAUGAUAUGAAAAUAUGUGCAUAUUUAAUGAGAUAUAGCUUAAUUUGCAUAUUUUAAGACUAUAUUUCAGAAACAUUUUAAUACAAAAAAGCAUUUUAUUUGUGUUUACAUUCAACUGGUAAAAGUUGAUUUGUGAUAUGAUUAAGAUAAACAAAUUAUCCCUAUUAGGGUGUGGAGCCUGGCCAUAAACAGCUCAUGAAGUCGAAGGUUGUCUUCUCUUGCCUCCUCUGCAGGUUGGUGUGACCUUUGCCAUAGUGUUCGGGGUCAUCCUGUACAGAAUCUCCAUCAGGGCUGCCUUACACAUGAGCUCCAAUCUCACGGCUCGCUCCAACGUCCGGGCAACUGUCAAGGGCACCGCUGCUGUCAUCAACCUGGUGAUGAUCAUCAUCAUGGAUGAGGUCUACGGUGCCUUAGCUCGCAGGCUCACUCUUCUUGGUUAGUCCCUUAAAUAUGAAAAGGAUGCUGUGAUCACACAACUGUAUCAUAUUAGCCAAGCUCACCCUGUAUUAGGCCCUGCAGUCUAUCCGCGAGUGCUACCUGUAUUGACUGUAUUUCAAAUUUUUUAUUACAUUUUUAACUACCUUCCUCAACUACUUUUCAGUGUCGGCUACAAAAGCUACAGUUCUGGAUUAUAACCCCCUUGAUCACUGAAACCUCUCCAGUUUUUUAUCAAUCAGGUGACUCAUUGUGUUUGUAUUCUCAGAGGUGCCAAAGACUGACAAGAGUUUUGAGGAGAGGCUGAUUUUCAAGACCUUUGUUCUGAAGUUUGCCAACGCCUUCACCCCCAUCGUCUACCUGGCCUUCUUCAGGGGCAGGUUGAACUCUCCUCUACUCUAUUUGACUAAUAAGCCUCUUCACAACUCAAAUAUCUAAACAGAUAUUUGCCAUAGAAACUUUCACCAUAAAACCCAAGUCUGUUUAAUAAUGUGUAUUGUAGUGUGAUUUACACUUCUUACAGAUACAGUGGCCAAUGAAUGUUACCCUUUUUCAACCUGUAUGUCCACAGAAUGGUUGGGCGUCCUGGGGACUAUGUGUAUGUUAUCGGGUCAUACAGGAUGGAGGAGGUAAUCAACUGUGUUUAUCUUUAAACAUUGACCAGAAAGCUUUUUAAAUGCUGACCAAAAAAAGUCUAAAUUCUUCAUGAUGCAAUGCUGGAUAAUCAAUGGAAAUAUUACCAUAUGCUGUAAUGGUUAUAACCCUCCCUUGUUUACAAAGUAACAGGGGAAAGAUCCGUUAUAGGUAUCCCAGGGCAGUCGUAUAGGUUCCAGGCCUGGUGCCCUUGAGCCCUAUCCUAAAGACAGUUGGCAUUGUAGAUAACAUCAAAGCUAACCAACCUAUCAGAGAAAACAGAAGUAUAACAAUUAUAGCCCUUCCAACCUGUUAGAUUGAGAUUACCUCUGUUAUCUGUGUGUCUGAUUGGUUUGACUGCUGUCUCGUCUGCACACCAGUGUGCCCACGCAGGUUGCCUGAUGGAGCUGUGUAUUCAGCUCUGCAUCACCAUGCUGGGCAAACAGCUCAUCCAGAACAACCUGUUUGAAAUCGCCAUCCCGUAAGUACAGUACAGAACCGGCGCCAAACUGUCUGGAUGAAACUAGGACAUAAUCACACACACACCCACUCACUCUCACACGCACAUGCAUGCAGGCACACACACACACACACGCAAGCACACAAGCAUUAAAAGAAUGAUGCUCAGGGCUAGACUCAUAUUAAUACCGUUUAUUUUCUCUGCUCACUACAGUAAAAUAAAGAAGCUGAUCAGGCGUCAGAGGUCUGAAAUGGACUCUCAGCAGCAGGAGGACUAUAACAUGACCCUACAGCGCCAUGAGAAGGACCACUUCCUGGGUCCCUUUGUGGGCCUCAGCCCAGAGUACAUGGAGAUGAGUGAGUCAUAUGUCUGUCUCUCUGCACAUCAUGUAAAGCUCCUGACAGCUUACUGAUGAUCAGCCGCCCUCAGCCCACCCUAUUCCAAAUGCUCCUUAUCACAUGAGACAGAAGGAAAAUGAACUACUGCAGUGUGCCGUGAGUAGAGAUUUGGAGCAAAGGAUCAUAUACAGUGAGGGAAAAAAGUAUUUGAUCCCCUGCUGAUUUUGUACGUUUGCCCACUGGAGAGAGCUCUUUGGUAUUGGCCACUCUCCACCAUGGCCAAUACCAAAGAGCUCUCCAAGGAUGUCAGGGACAAGAUUGUAGAUGUACACAAGGCUGGAAUGGGCUACAAGACCAUCGCCAAGCAGCUUGGUGAGAAGGUGACAACAGUUGGUGCGAUUAUUCGCAAAUGGAAGAAACAAAAAAGAACUGUCAAUCUCCCUCGGCCUGGGGCUCCAUGCAAGAUCUCACCUCGUGGAGUUGCAAUGAUCAUGAGAACGGUGAGGAAUCAGCCCAGAACUACACGGGAGGAUCUUGUCAAUGAUGUCAAGGCAGCUGGGACCAUAGUCACCAAGAAAACAAUUGGUAACACACUACGCCGUGAAGGACUGAAAUCCUGCAGCGCCCACAAGGUCCCCCUGCUCAAGAAAGCACAUCUACAGGCCCGUCUGAAGUUUGCCAAUGAACAUCUGAAUGAUUCAUAGGAGAACUGGGUGAAUGUGUUGUGGUCAGAUGAGACCAAAAUCGAGCUCUUUGGCAGCAACUCAACUAGCCAUGUUUGGAGGAGGAGGAAUGCUGCCUAUGACCCCAAGAACACCAUCCCCACCGUCAAACAUGGAGGUGGAAACAUUAUGCUUUGGGGGUGUUUUUCUGCUAAGGGGACAGGACAACUUCACCGCAUCAAAGGGACGAUGGACGGGGCCAUGUACUGUCAAAUCUUGGGUGAGAACCUCCUUCCCUCAGCCAGGGCAUUGAAAAUGGGUCGUGGAUGGGUAUUCCAGCAUGACAAUGACACAAAACACACGGCUAAGGCAACAAAGGAGUGGCUCAAGAAGAAGCACAUUAAGGACCUGGCGUGGCCUAGCCAGUCUCCAGACCUUAAUCCCAUAGAAAAUCUGUGGAGGGAGCUGAAGGUUCGAGUUGCCAAACGUCAGGCUCGAAACCUUAAUGACUUGGAGAAGAUCUGCAAAGAGGAGUGGGACAAAAUCCCUCCUGAGAUGUGUGCAAACCUGGUGGCCAACUACAAGAAACGUCUGACCUCUGUGAUUGCCAACAAAGGUUUUGCCACCAAGUACUAAGUCUUGUUUUGCAGAGGGGUCAAAUACUUAUUUCCCUCAUUAAAAUGCAAAUCAAUUUAUAACAUUUUUGACAUGCGUUUUUCUGGAUUUUUGUUGUUGUUAUUCUGUCUCUCACUGUUCAAAUAAACCUACCAUUAAAAUUAUAGACUGAUCAUGUCUUUGUCAGUGGGCAAACGUACAAAAUCAGCAGGGGAUCAAAUACUUUUUUCCCUCACUGUAGAUCAUAUAGAUCCUAUUUAAUUCUAGGGAUGUGAUAAGCAUGUCUGAUUGGCAUUUCCCUUUUAAGGUCAACUAAUUACUGCCAAUGAAUUACAUCUAAUGUACUGUGCACGACAUACUGACCAGUGUAGUGUGUACAUUAGUUGACAAAUUAUUUUAAACUCUUGGUUUUAAGCUCUUGCUAUUGAGGUCAGGUCUUUGUGGGUUUUUUAUGCAGGGAUGACAACAAUGUUUGUAUGAAAUUGGCAACUUUGUUAAAUGUCAUUGAUUACUGGAAAUAGCAAGCAAUAAAAUGUUAUCCUCAGUAACCACUGCUCUUUACGCAGUAAUCCCUUUAUCGACAGCAUAGCAUGACAUUUGAUUUACGAUAAGAAAUGUUAUUUCAUGCAACUCACAGUAUUAGAUCCUGAUUAGUUGUAAAACCUCCGAUGUGGAACCCUUUCUAAAAUGCAUAUUCUCUGCAUGAGAUAAUCUUCAGUGGAGAAGCAGAGAACCGUUCCGUCUAUAAUGCCCAUGUAAUCAGCCUAAGUGGAUUCAGUUGACCUGAUUUUACUUUAGUCCUUAUAUGUCUUUAUCAGUGGCAUCUUUCAUAAUUGCAGCAUCAAACUGAAUAACUGGACAAUCUCUAAAGCAUGUUCAUUGAAAAGACACAUUGUGUAAGAUGGAGAUGGGGGAAACCUCAAACAUCUGUGCCAUAACAUACUGAUACUACUACAAUCUUACUGCUCCCUCUCACUAUCCGUGCAGUGGAUAAACCUUGAAUAAUUACUUUAUGGAAUUCAUUCACAGUAUUUUGAGCUAAAGUGUUUAUAAUGCAGUUCCAUGACCAUACCCUGGCACACCACACCAUACCCUGAUGCAUAGACGCCAUAAAGAAGGAUUGUGGUGAUGAUUCCAGGGUUAGUUCAAUCUGUCUAGUUAGUAGUUAUACUAGUUAUACUGUACAACUUUAUCAACUAGAAAUGGUUAAUCUCCGGGUAGCAGCUAUAGAAGCACAGUUAUAUUGCUGUGGCAUACAGUCCCAUCUACACUGACUCAAAGAUUCAGUCCAUCUUUAGGUUGGUAGGCAUGCCUGUUUAAGUGGCUUUUUCAAGGGUACUCAACUGAAAACCAGCUAGAAUUAAUAUAUGGAUGCAGCAGACAUGAAACCUGUACAAAGGCACAAAAGGCCAGAGUGUUUGAACCCAUUCAGACUGUGAAGUGGGCCUUUUUUUUUUGUUGUUGCUUGAAUCUCUGCAAGUUUUACCCAGUACAUUUCAGUAAGGUUUCUGACUGUGGCCAUCUGAAAGCAAGUGCAGAAACAUGGUGUGUCCUCAUUCAACCAUCUGAUUCAUUUUUGCUAAGACAUGUUCAUCUCUCAUGUGUUCUCUUUGUAGUAUGUACUGUGCAUUUAAAUGUAAAAAAUGUAAAUGCAUAUCUAGCAUAAUCUGGUAUUAGAAGGAGAUGAUUAUAGGCUUCAUUUCAGAUAUGCCCUGUGCUCCUCUUUACAACUUCCCUCUAUACUCAUGCUCCAGUUAUCUAAUUUGAGAUCUAGUCUACCCAGCAUGCUUUGUGUUGAUUUCCUUGUGGUUAUAAUGUCCAUUUGAAUAUAUCAGUUUUGUUUUUUAACUCGCAGUCAUCCAGUUUGGGAUGGUGACCCUGUUUGUGGCCUCCUUUCCCUUGGCGCCACUCUUUGCUCUGCUCAAUAACAUCAUCGAGAUCCGUCUGGAUGCUAAGAAGUUUGUCACAGAGGUCAGGAGGCCCAUCGCAGCCAGAGCAAAAGACAUUGGUAAGUUUCCAUCUACACACUUUAACAGCACUGGUCUAUUGAUGCUAUAAUAAAAAUAACUUUUUUUGCCUACUUUCUUCGACUUUUCGAAUUGAAUUUGACUUAAUUGGAGAUUCCCAGGAUUGACCCUACAUGAUAGAUACCAAAUUGAAAUAGGUAGCAGGAGUUUCCCAUCUGAAAACACAGGUCCCUCACAAAUGUUUUGGUCUUGUUUGUGUGAUUACGUCAUUGAGUCAGUCUCUGACUUUGACCAAAUACUGUGGCUAUUUGGUUUGAAUGCAAUACAUUUUUCUCAUAAAAUAAUGCAGUAAAAUCUAAUGAUCCUUAAACCCCUUAUCAUUAUAUCCAUUCAGUGGGAUAUACAUUUAUUUUUGUUAAUGUUUUUCAUUUAUGGUGUGACCAUUAUACAUUUCUUUUAACCAAUGAAUCAACCAUUGCAUCUACCAUUUUUAAUUAAAGUAGGUACAUGUUAUAAAGCCCACUUGUCUACCCAGUUAUUGGUGUUUUGGGCAUAUCUCCAUAUCUUAUUUUUUCUCUCAGGCAUCUGGUAUAAUCUUCUGAGAGGGCUCAGCAAAGUAGCAGUCAUUGUAAAUGUAAGUGCAUACCUUCACAUUAAUAAAAACAUUUAAAGUGCUCAUUAUUUCCAGGUCUGUCAUCAAGAUUAUACUAUGUUGACAUUUUGUAAUUUGCGUUAGUGGACAUUUGGAGAUAAUUUUGGUCAUAACACCUCUCCCCCACUCCUCUGUCUGCUCUCUCCAGGCGUUUGUGAUUUCCUUUACGUCAGACUUCAUCCCUCGACUAGUCUACCAGUACAUGUACAGCCCUGAUGGCUCCAUGCAUGGCUUUGUCAACCACACCCUGUCCUACUUCAACGUCAGUGACUUCCAGCCUGGCACUGCUCCUCUGCAGCCAAUGCACCUGGGGUAUGAAGUGCAGAUAUGCAGGUAAGACAAUCCAAAUAUUAUUGCCCCCCACGAUGAAAUCAGGAAGGGGACUAUGAAUCUGUCUCCGUCCAUACGUGUGUGCGUACGUACAUACGUCACACACGAUAUCUCAGACACCACUGGCCCAAUUUUGACGAAACUUGGGUGAAUGAUGUCUUGCCAUAGAGGUCCGACAUUUACACAAUUACACGGAUUGGCCAGAUGGUGGCACUAUAACAAGCGAUUGAAAAUGACAACUUUGAAAGGUCACGCUCCUCACUCUGUUUGACAUAAUGUCAUGAAAUUAGCUACAUAGGUCCCCUCUCUUCACAAGGAACAAUUUUGCCUCAGCGACCUGUAAGGUCCACCAUGAUGGAUUCUCCGCCAUUUUGAAUGAAAAACACAAAAACGCUUCUCCUCUGGCACUGUAUGAUCGAUCUGCAUGAAACUUGCAUGAAAGGUCUCAACGUAAUAUUUUCCAGACUAGUAAUUAAAACAACAUGGCCGCUAUUGACCAAAGCUAACGGUAAUUUACCAAAGUAACCGGAGUCUUCAAUAAUUUGGGCAAUUUAACAGAAUCUAUGGCAACUUUUGUCAUUUCUACUUGAAUAACUUUAUUUUUUUAUAUAUGUGUCCAUAUUGUCAAUUAGUUUCUAUUAGAUAAACCAUAUGGUUCAAGAGAAAAAUUGCCUAAUUAAUUUCAAAAGCAUCUAAUCAACAAUGGCAUUAUUUUCAAUAAACUCUGCAACUCUUCCAACUAUUGACUUUUUUCACAACUGUCACCAGUUUGACGACAAAACAUUGACAACAAAUACACUACAUGACCAAAAUGUCGAACAUCUCAUUCCAAAAUCAUGGGUAUUAAUAUGGAGUUGGUCCCCGCUUUGCUGCUAUAACAGCCUCCACUCUUCUGGGAAGGCUUUCUACUAGAUGUUGGAACAUUGCUGCGGGCACUUGCAUCCAUUCAGCCACAAGAGCAUUAGUGAGGUCGGGCACUGGUGUUGGGCGAUUAGGCCUGGCUCGCAGUCGGCAUUCCAAUUCAUCCCAAAGGUGUUCGAUGGGGUUGAGGUCAGGGCUCUGUGCAGGCCAGUCAAGUUCUUCCACAGCGAUCUCGACAAACAAUUUCUGUAUGGACCGCGCUUUCAUGCUGAAACAGGAAAGGGCCUUCCCCAAACUGUUGCCACAAAGUUGGAAGCACAGAAUCGUCUAGAAUGUAAUUGUAUGCUGUAGCGUUACGAUUUCCCUUCACUGGAACUAAGGAGCAUAGCCUGACCCAUGAAAAACAGCCCCAGACCAUUAUUCCUCAUCCACUAAACUUUACAGUUUCGGGCAGGUAGCGUUCUCCUGGCAUCCGCCAAACCCAGAUUUGUCAGUCGGACUGCCAGAUGGUGAAGCGUGAUUCAUCACUCCAGAGAACGCGUUUCCUCUGCUCCAGAGUCCAAUGACGGCGAGGUUUACACCACUCCAGCCGAUGCUUGGCAUUGCACAUGGUGAUCAGCGGCUGCUCGGCCAUGGAAACCCAUUUCAUGAAGCUCCGAUGAACAGUUAUUGUGCUGACAUUGCUUCCAGAGGCAGUUUGAAACUUGGUAGUGAGUGUUGCAACCGAGGACAGACAAUUUUUACGCGUUUCAGCACACGGCGGUCCCGUUCUGUGAGCUUGUGAGACCUACCACUUCGACGGCUGAGCCGUUAAUGCUCCUAGACGUUUCCACUUCACAAUAACAGCACUUACAUUUGACCAGGUCUAGCAGGGCAGAAAUGUGACUUACUGACUUGUUGGAAAGGUGGCAUCCUAUGACGGUGCCACGUUGAAAGUCACUGAGCUCUUCAGUAAGGCCAUUCUACUGCCAAUGUUUGUCUAUGAAGAUUGCAUGGCUGUGUGCUCGAUUUUAUACACCUGUCAGCAACAGGUGUGGCUGAAAUAGCCGAAUCCACUAAUUUUGAAGGUGUCCACAUAAUUUUGUAUAUAUAGUGUACAUAUUGACAUAGUAAAAUAAAUAAAAUGUAUAAUUAAAAGGGAUCAUGCUGAAACCCUCAUAUUAAACACCAAUGGUAUUCACUAAAUUGAUGGUUUAGGAUAAUGUUUUACAGCUUUGUCAUUCUAUUAUUGUUUUUUCAUUAUUUCAAAUAUUUUACAUGUGAUAAGGCCCCACAGAGGGCCAAAUGUAAUUACAGACACCUGUAAUAAUCUGUCUUGUGAUGGAUUACAUAAAUUCCUUGAAAGAUACAACAAUUCUGGUUGUUUACUGGUAAACUUCACAAGUUUCCAGUAAUAUAUAUUGUCCCUUUGCAACCCUUCUCAAGACUCAACAUAUGCAAGAACAUUCAUAUCGACCAACUGGUGGCGCUAUAACGGACACAUGUUUUGUUACUAUCCAUACCUGACAGGUAUGGCAUAUCAAGAAGCUGAUUAAACACCAUGAUCAUGACACAGGUGCACCUUCUGCUGGGGACAAUAAAAGUCCACUCUAAAAUGUGCAGUUUUGUCAUACAACACAUUGCCACAGAUGUCUCAAGUUUUAAGGAAGCGUGCAAUUGGCAUGCUGACUGCAGGAAUGUCCACCAGAGCUGUUGCCAGAUAAUUGAAUGUUCAUUUCUCUACCAUAAGCCGUCGUUUUAGAAUUUAGCAGUACAUCCAACCGGCCUCACAACCGCAGACCACGUGUAACCACGCCAGCCCAGGACCUCCACAUCCAUCUUCUUCACCUGCGGGAUCAUCUGAGACCAGCCACCCGGACAGCUGAUGAAACUGUGGGUUUACACAACCGAAUAAUUUCUGCACAAACUGUCAGAAACCGUCUCAGGGAAGCUCAUUUGCGUGCUCGUAGUCCUCGCCAGGGCCUUGACCUGACUGCAGUUCGGCGUCGUAACCGACUUCAGUGGGCAAAUGCUCACCUUCGAUGGCCAGAAGUGUGCUCUUCACGGAUGAAUCCCAGUUUCAACAGUACCGGGCAGAAGGCAGACAGUGUGUAUGGUGUCGUGUGGGCGAGCGGUUUGCUGAUGUCAAUGUUGUGAACAGAGUGCCCCAUGGUGGCGGUGGGGUUAUGGUAUGGCCAGGCAUAAGCUACGGACAAUGAACACAAUUGCAUUUUAUCGAUGGCAAUUUGAAUACACAGAGAGACCGUGACGAGACCCUGAGGCCCAUUGUUGUGCCAUUCAUCCGCCGCCAUCAACUCAUGUUUCAGCAUGAUAAUACACGGCCCCAUGUCGCAAGGAUCUGUACACCAUUCCUGGAAGAUGAAAAUGUCCCAGUUCUUCCAUGGCCUGCAUACUCACCAGACAUGUCACCCAUUGAGCAUGUUUGGGAUGCUCUGGACCGAUGUGUACGACAGCGUGUUCCAGUUCCCGCCAAUAUCCAGCAACUUCACACAGCCAUUGAAGAGGAGUGGGACAACAUUCCACAGGCCACAAUCAACAGCCUUAUCAACUCUAUUAGAAGGAGAUGUGUCGCGCUGCAUGAGGCACACCAGAUACUGACUGAUUUUCUGAUCCACGCCCCUACUUUUUUUUUAAAGGUAUCUGUGACCAACAGAUCCAUAUCUGUAUUCCCAGUCAUGAAAUCCAUAGAUUAGGGUCUAAUUUAUUUAUUUCAAUUGACUGAUUUCCUUAUAUGAACUGUCACUCAGUAAAAUCUUUGAAAUUGUUGCAUGUUGCGUUUAUAUUUUUGUUCAGUGUGUGUGUGUAUGUAUGUGUGUGUAUAUAUAUAUAUAUUACACAGUGAGGGGGAAAAAAGUAUUUGAUCCCCUGCUGAUUUUGUAUGUUUGCCCACUGACAAAGAAAUUAUCAGUCUAUAAUUUUAAUGGUAGGUUUAUUUGAACAGAAUAACAACAAAGAAAUCCAGAAAAACGCAUGUCAAAAAUGUUAUAAAUUGAUUUGAAUUUUAAUGAGGGAAAUAAGUAUUUGACCCCCUCUCAAUCAGAAAGAUUUCUGGUGUCUUUUUUAUACAGGUAACGAGCUGAGAUUAAGAGCACACUCUUAAAGGGAGUGCUCCUAAUCUCAGCUUGUUACCUGUAUAAAAGACACCUGUCCACAGAAGCAAUCAAUCAAUCAGAUUCCAAACUCUCCACCAUGGCCAAGACCCAAGAGCUCUCCAAGGAUGUCAGGGACAAGAUUGUAGACCUACACAAGGCUGGAAUGGGCUACAAGACCAUCGCCAAGCAGCUUGGUGAGAAGGUGACAACAGUUGGUGCGAUUAUUCGCAAAUGGAAGAAACACAAAAUAACUGUAAAUCUCCCUCGGCCUGGGGCUCCAUGCAAGAUCUCACCUCGUGGAGUUGCAAUGAUCAUGAGAAUGGUGAGGAAUCAGCCCAGAACUACACGGGAGGAUCUUGUCAAUGAUCUCAAGGCAGCUGGGACCAUAGUCACCAAGAAAACAAUUGGUAACACACUACGCCGUGAAGGACUGAAAUCCUGCAAGGUCCCCCUGCUCAAGAAAGCACAUAUACAUGCCUGUCUGAAGUUUGCCAAUGAACAUCUGAAUGAUUCAGAGGAGAACUGGGUGAAAGUGUUGUGGUCAGAUGAGACCAAAAUCGAGCUCUUUGGCAUCAACUCAACUCGCCGUGUUUGGAGGAGGAGGAAUGCUGCCUUUGACCCCAAGAACACCAUCCCCACCGUCAAACAUGGAGGUGGAAACAUUAUGCUUUGGGGGUGUUUUUCUGCUUAGAGGACAGGACAACUUCACCACAUCAAAGGGACAAUGGACGGGGCCAUGUACCGUCAAAUCUUGGGUGAGAACCUCCUUCCCUCAGCCAGGGCAUUGCAAAUGGGUCGUGGAUGGGUAUUCCAGCAUGACAAUGACCCAAAACACACGGCUAAGGCAACAAAGGAGUGGCUCAAGAAGAAGCACAUUAAGGUCCUGGAGUGGCCUAACCAGUCUCCAGACCUUAAUCCCAUAGAAAGUCUGUGGAGGGAGCUGAAGGUUGGAGUUGCCAAACGUCAGCCUUGAAACCUUUAUGACUUGGAGAAGAUCUGCAAAGAGGAGUGGGACAAAAUCCCUCCUGAGAUGUGUGCAAACCUGGUGACCAAUCACAAGAAACGUCUGACCUCUGUGAUUGCCAACAAGGGUUUUGCCACCAAGUACAAAGUCAUGUUUUGCAAAGGGGUCAAAUACUUAUUUCCCUCAUUAAAAUGCAAAUCAAUUUAUAACAUUUUUGACAUGCGUUUUUCUGGAUUUUUUUGUUGUUAUUCUGUCUCUCAAUGUUCAAAUAAACCUACCAUUAAAAUUAUAGACUGAUAAUUUCUUUGUCAUUGGGCAAACAUACAAAAUCAGCAGGGGAUCAAAUACCUUUUUCCCUCACUGUGUGUACAUAUAUAUAUAUAUAUAUAUAUAUAUAUAUACAGUGGGGAGAACAAGUAUUUGAUACACUGCCGAUUUUGCAGGUUUUCCUACUUACAAAGCAUGUAGAGGUCUGUAAUUUGUAUCAUAGGUACACUUCAACUGUGAGAGAGAUGGAAUCUAAAACAAAAAUCCAGAAAAUCACAUUAUUAUUUUUAAGUAAUUAAUUUGCAUUUUAUUGCAUGACAUAAGUAUUUGAUACAUCAGAAAAGCAGAACUUAAUAUUUGGUACAGAAACCUUUGUUUGCAAUUACAGAGAUCAUAUGUUUCCUGUAGGUCUUGACCAGUUUUGCACACACUGCAGCAGGGAUUUUGGCCCACUCCUCCAUACAGACCUUCAGGUUUCGGGGCUGUCGCUGGGAAAUACAGACUUUCAGCUCCCUCCAAAGAUUUUCUAUUGGGUUCAGGUCUGGAGACUGGCUAGGCCAUUCCAGGACCUUGAGAUGCUUCUUACGGAGCCACUCUUUAGUUGCCCUGGCUGUGUGUUUCGGGUCGUUGUCAUGCUGGAAGACCCAGCCACGACCCAUCUUCAAUGCUCUUACUGAGGGAAGGAGGUUGUUGGCCAAGAUCUCGCGAUAUAUGGCCCCAACCAUCCUCCCCUCAAUACAGUGCAGUCGUCCUGUCCCCUUUGCAGAAAAGCAUCCCCAAAGAAUGAUGUUUCCACCUCCAUGCUUCACGGUUGGGAUGGUGUUCUUGGGGUUGUACUCAUCCUUCUUCUUCCUCCAAACACGGCGAGUGGAGUUUAGACCAAAAAGCUCUAUUUUUGUCUCAUCAGACCACAUGACCUUCUCCCAUUCCUCCUCUGGAUCAUCCAGAUGGUCAUUGGCAAACUUCAGACGGGCCUGGACAUGCGCUGGCUUGAGCAGGGGGACCUUGCGUGCGCUGCAGGAUUUUAAUCCAUGACGGCGUAGUGUGUUACUAAUGGUUUUCUUUGAGACUAUGGUCCCAGCUCUCUUCAGGUCAUUGACCAGGUCCUGCCGUGUAGUUCUGGGCUGAUCCCUCACCUUCCUCAUGAUCAUUGAUGCCCCACGAGGUGAGAUCUUGCAUGGAGCCCCAGACCGAGGGUAAUUGACUGUCAUCUUGAACUUCUUCCAUUUUCUAAUAAUUGCGCCAACAGUUGUUGCCUUCUCACCAAGCUGCUUGCCUAUUGUCCUGUAGGCCAUCCCAGCCUUGUGCAGGUCUACAAUUUUAUCCCUGAUGUCCUUACAUAGCUCUCUGGUCUUGGCCAUUGUGGAGAGGUUGGAGUCUGUUUGAUUGAGUGUGUGGACAGGUCUUUUAUACAGGUAACGAGUUCAAACAGGUGCAGUUAAUACAGGUAAUGAGUGGAGAACAGGAGGGCUUCUUAAAGAAAAUGAACAGGUCUGUGAGAGCCGGAAUUCUUACUGGUUGGUCGGUGAUCAAAUACUUAUGUCAUGCAAUAAAAUGCAAAUUAAUUACUUAAAAAUCAUACAAUGUGAUUUUCUGGAUUUUGUUUUAGAUUCCGUCUCUCACAGUUGAAGUGUACCUAUGAUAAAAAAUUACAGACCUCUACAUGCUUUGUAAGUAGGAAAACCUGCAAAAUCGGCAGUGUAUCAAAUACUUGUUCUCCCCACUGUAUAAAUAAAAUAUACAACAUUUUCCUUCAAGUAGCUAACGUAGCUACCGCCAGUGACAUGUGCCCGGUGAAGCAACUGCUGCCCAGUGGGAAGCAACAGUGGGAACUGGGAAACACCUCAAUACAACACUGUUACACUUGUCAUUCACACUGACUUGUCAUUAUGUUAGCUUAUUCGCAUGUCACGGUGACAUCCAGAUGGUGACCAAUACUACAAGUUAUUUCUCCCUCGCCCAUCGAAAUAAACAUCACUUUCUUUUACAAGUUUUAACUAGAUCCAUGCUGCUGUUGUUGCCAGCUAGCCAGCAUCAACUAGCUAUCUGGAAAGGACUCAUCAGGACGACUGACUCAACCGAAUCCAUUCGUCUCCACUCGACUCUCAGUUGCGCGACAUACAUCAUCAAUUUGGGCACCAGGUGUGUCCGAAUAGCCUCUCCCGUUUGAAUUGUUGCCACUAAUUGGCCCAAGUGGGAGCGCUGCAUCUUUGGUGGGGGACGACACUGUGCCUUGUUUCAAAUAGGUGUUACAUCAUGAGAAUGUGUGUGAUGUCUAUCAUACUGGUUGGAUGCGUUGUCAUUUUAUAUUAAAUAAGUUAGCCAAUUCUAUCCCCACUCCAGAUACAAGAACUACAGAGAGACACCAUGGUCCAACACCCCCUAUGACCUCUCCAAGGAGUUCUGGGCUGUACUGGCUUGCCGGCUGGCCUUUGUCAUUGGAUUUCAGGUCAGAUGCCUACACAAAAACAAACAUAUGAGUCAUUGAGGGUUCAAUCUUUUUAUGCUGAAAGCAUUUUGUCAUAUCCUUUUGAAUGACUGUUUUUGGAAUUUUAUUGAAGGUAUUGUGAAAGAAAUGCCACAAUCUGUACCAUCUUUUCUCCUUCUAGAAUGUGGUGAUGCUGAUGAGUGACUUUGUUGACUGGCUGAUCCCAGACAUCCCCAAGGACAUCAGUCUGCAGAUCCACAAGGAGAAGCUCCUCAUGGUGGAGCUCUUCAUGAAGGAGGAAGAGGGCAAGAAGCUCCUCCGAGACAACCACACCAACCAAAGUCCUCUUCAGCCUCGCUCUCGCCCUGCUUCGCAUACACCUUCUAACUGCUAGUGCCCUGGUGGGUGGCUCCAUCUGCCCAUUCAUCUGGUCUGGUCAAAAACCUUGGACUUGGACACUCCACACACACAGCGGCCUACUCAAGAAAAGAGGGAGGCAGUUAUUGGCAGGCUUCUGCACUUGCACCCCUUCUGACUUGUAGCAAGUCAUUGCCCAUCUUUUUGGUGAACCAGGUAUCAGGUAGAAGGCUCAGAGGGCUUUUUUUCUCUUUUGCACAAGAAUAAUACAAUGCAGGAAAUAUUUUUUGAAUAUGCAAUUUUGCUAGCUAAUGUUUUUAUUUUGUAACUUUUGCCUUUUUAAGACACUGAGAUCAGGUAAAGGAGCUUGCCAUUCUGUCUGUUUACCAUGCCAAUUUUCCCUUAUGUCAUGUUUUUUAUGUCCUGUUUGUUAUUAUACUAAUUAAUAUCUAUCAUGAGCUAGGUUUCCAUCCAAUUGGCUUAGAUUUUCAUGCGAAUAUUCUAAAAUCUGCAUAAAAACAAUAUGCACAUUUUCCCACCAGAGAUAUUUCCAUC
Messenger RNA from Coregonus sp. 'balchen', 53701 nucleotides. The record is from the annotation of a GenBank genome assembly. NCBI's taxonomy places the organism in Eukaryota, Metazoa, Chordata, Actinopteri, Salmoniformes, Salmonidae.